GUUUGGGGUCUGUGGGGGCGUGGCUGUCUGCGCGCUCAGCCGGGCCCGUUGGGUGCUUUUCCCCAGCCCUUUGCUUCCCGCCCCUUUGCUGAGCGCGGAGGCAACGAGGAAGCGGAAGGGGACCUUAUCAGUCUCCAGUGUACGAGCAAGGCGUAAGGGUGGGAGUAACAAUCCAAGGGGCUGGGGAGAUUUGGGCAGCGGAGCGGGACCUUUCAAGAUCGGCCUUUAGGCUGCAGGGAUCUGGUACCGGCGUCGCAACGGUGCAUCCAUGCAGCAGGUAGGACUUGGGCCCAAAUGCUAUUCCUUGAAGAUCGGUUCUUCCCUUUCCAGGAUGUGUAUCGAGAAGACUUCAAAUGCACCACUAAGCUCGCGUGUUAGCUAGAAAGUAAAAUGCAGUGGGACUGACUUCUGGAGAAAUGUGUAUCGGAUUGUAGCCUCGGAGCCCCGGCUGUCGGAAGUGAGAUUAGUAAAGGGCUCACUUCCUUAGAGCGGGUCUGGAGGGAAGAGAUUCGUUUCCUUGGGGCGGAUCUGGAUCGGUAAAGGGGCGCGGGGGACGAUUUAGAAGACGGCAGAAAUCAUUGACGUUAAACUCCUGCCCCAAAGAGAACGGGAAGGAGUGAAAUCGAUUGGGGAUUAAGAAGGAAUGAUGGAGAACUUUGGGAAGCUAAAUUGUCCUUUGCAAAAAAUAUAUUACAUCAACACAGUUUGACAGGAGUGACGUGGGACCUGAAGUUGAAACUGGAAGCAGAGGGAAUAAUGUGGGUGGAAUACUUUGCAUUCGGGAUGAAGCCAGGAGGCACUGGACACUAUUUGGGGAGAGGACAGGAGAAUGGGUUGGGUAUGUUGGCGUUAGUAACGUUCCAACAGACUAGAAGAUCCAGCUUUUUUACAUAAUUGGGCCCUCAUCCUGGAUGUUGGACGUUUAUUUAUUUAAUCACCCCUUGUGUGGAACUGAAUGCUGUAAAUCUUUGGUCUUUCAGUAGCACAGAAUAAUGAAAAAGAAUCAGUCUUUCAAAUGUCAGGUGAUCGUCAUUGCUUUUCUGACUAGUCCUGCCUUGUUUAUGAAAUUUGGAUACCUAUUGUGUGUAAAAAAAAGAUGACUUUUAAUUCCACAUUAAAUUUUAUGGAUUUAAAAAAAUUGUGUAAACUACUGACACAACAUAGAAUAGCCCAAAACAAUUAAAAAGUGUGCCAAGAAUGUAAACUUGAAGGCUUGGGUUCCAGCUGAUGCUUUCUAACAAAUAUAUUUCACAGAACUUUUUUGGGGGGGGGGAGAGAUUACUUCCAUAUAUGUUUUAGGAUUGGGUUUGAGGCAGAGAGGAGUGAUUGAUAGUCAUAUGUAAUGAAACCAUUAUGAAACAACUGCAUAUCCCUUUGUAAAAUGUGUAAUACUGAUGUUCAUUUCAAUGAGUGCUGCACUUUUAGUCUGAAUUCUGGGAUUAUUUUUGUUGGUUAGUAUAUUUUUGGUGGUGGUGCUUGAAUUUUGAUUUCUGUUGUGGGAAGGAAAUUGCAUUUUAUAUAGUGCAACAUGAUCCUAUGUGUAUUUGCUCAUAAGUAUGUCACACUGAAUUCAGUGGGACUUACUUCCAAGUAAGUGUGCACAGUUUUGUAGUGUUAUUGUCCUCUAUUGUACUCUUGAAUUGUUACUUUUUUGAAAGUUGUUUUGGCUUUACGGUACCAUGCUUUCAAUCACUUUGCAAUUUUUUUGAAGUUCACUAGUUUAAUCUGCAUGUGCAUUGUGUGUGUGUAUGUAUGUGUGAAAUACAGAAAAUGUGUUGUGGGUCACAGCAGAAUAUGCUGACAUAGCAUUAGGUAAACACUGAACUCAGUAAUGUGAAAGUAGUAAUAAAGAUUUCAGUAGCAUCUGAGCACAUUUGUUAAACCCUCUGUAACUAUUGGGCAAACUGGCUGGUCACGUAUGUCUUAAGGGUGGGGAACUGUUUUGAAUCUGGUUUGAGUUUAGCUGCGGUUAUUCCAAAUGCUGAAAAACCCAUGCUAUAAGAAAGCAACAACAACAAAAAGUAAAAGAGAAAGAAUGUCUUUAGGAAACCAUAGCUCUUUCUUUAGCUAUUUGAAGUGAAACCCUUAAAUAACUCCCACGUUUUCAAAUGCAAAACUUAAAAAAAAUGGCGUGCAAGUGGUGCGUUUUGGGUUUGUGUUGGUUUGGUUUUUUGUUGUUGUUUUUAAAAACAACAAGCUAAUGUAUUAGUUGUUGGGGUUGGCUUGGCGAGGAAAAUAAACCUGGCACUCUUCUGGUUUGGUGAGGAGAAAAGUCGCCGUAUUUAAGGGCGAUUCGGAAAGGUGCUGAGCAAUUGGGAAGUGGGUGUGUGGGGAGUUGUUGGAAAUCUUUGUAGCCUUGGCCAGUCCCAGUCCUAGAGAGGCAGACACACACACACAUACUCGCACACACACUCGCUCGCGCUCUCGCUCACACACACACACGAGAGAGAGAAAGAGAGAGAGGGAGGGAGGAGGCGGCAGCGAAGCUGCUUGCUGCAUCUAGGAAUAUGAAUUUCCCCCCUCAGUAGGUCGGAUCGCCUCGGCUCCAUGGUGAGGAGAAAGAAGAGCCCCCCUGGCCCAGAAGACCCACACAAUGGGUAGGAUGGGGUGGGGGAGAGUCACUUUUUAGGGGACAUUUCUCUCUCUCUCUAUCUCAUAUUUUCCCCUCUCUCUUUUUGCUGGCCUCUCUCCCCGUGUGCCGACGAGGGUGCUUCCCCCCCCCUCCGGCUCCUCCUUUCCGUGGCUGCCGAACGCUUUCCCCCCCAAACGCCCGAGUUUGCCUCGGCGGUUUUCCUUGCCAAAGGCGCCCUUAACCUUCCCGGCGAGGGGGCAGGGGGCUGCCCGGCGGCGCUGGCUACCCUUUGGAGGGGUUCCUGGCCUCCUUCCCCCCCUCCCCUCGCUUCCCCACCACCGGCACAGGUUGUUGGGUCGGGACAAGCCAACGAAAGGGGAUUUAGUAACAAACAACGGCGGCCAUGUUGAGAGGAAUUUCUGCAGCUAAACUUCUCCCCUCUGAAGGCAGGCUGUGUGUGUUAUGUGUGUUUGCGCGUUGUGGGUUUGCAUUGUGCUUCGGGGUGUUUUAUAUUUUUUCCUUGUUCCUCUGAAGGGGUCUCUUGGUUGACUUUGUGCCCCCUCCCCACUUUGUCUCUGUCUCCUUCUCCUUCUCCUCCCCCCUUCCUCCUCUUCCUCCACAUAGGAUGACAGUGAAGCUGGGCGAAAGCAGCAGCAGCAGCAGCAACACCAGCACGACUACUACUGAGGAAGGCUUGAGGAAACUGGGCAAGCGAGCAGGUGAAGAAGAGUCCCUGGAAGAAGGAGCAGGCGAAGGAGGAGAGGCAGCUCCCAGCACCAGCAGCACAAAGGAAGAAGAGGCGAUCACUCAAAGCAACACUAACCGGGGGCCCUUCUUGGCAACCUCCACUUUGCCCCAAGCCCCCUCGUCCUCCUCCUCCUCCUCCUCCUCCUCCGUCCAGCCUGCCCACAGCAACGACCAGCAUCAUUUCCUCAGGUCCAGUGUCAGACCUCAGAGCAAGAGGUUAAGGAAGGAUUCUCAGGCAUCCUGCGCAGUUGGAGGUGGCAGCAGCAGCAAUGCAACCGCUGCUGCAUCAGCAGCAAAAGGAAAAGGUACAGUAUUGACCUCGCACCCCUCCUAAAACACACAUGCCACGGGGAGGAAGGUGCCUUUGGCAUCCGUUGCCCUUGACGCCUUGCUUGGGUGAUUGUUCUUGCUUUGCGUUUCUGCCACUGCUUUCGUGCAUCCCGAGGUUUUUCGCUUGAUAAAUCUGUAGUUUUGUUUAUUCCCCAUAUGCAUAGAAAAGGGACCAGGAGCCUAUUACUAAAGGGCAUUUUUUAAGAAUCCCUGGAGGGGGUAGCGUUGCUGCUGCAGCAAAAACAGCCAAGUCUUGUGGUGCCUUAAAGACUCACACAUUUAUUAUAACAUCACAUUUGUGGACCAGAGUCCAUUUCAGCAUCUGAUGAAUUUGACUCCAGUUCACAAAAGAUUAUGCGUUAAUCAGUUCGUGAAUCUUUAAGGCAUCACAAGACUUUGCUUUUGCUUUAACUAACUGUGGUAAGCUUUAAAAGCCAUGGUCAGUUGAUUGGGGUGGGGGUAUUAAGUUAGAAGUGAGCUAGAGGUUUGACUCCCUGAUUCCAUCCUGAGUAGCUAGCAUUUGGCCUUUUUGUCAUUUCAGUUGUUACCAAAUAACUAAUUAGUAUUUAUCGUCCUUGUCAAAAGUUUAUUUGUGAAACUAGUUGUGAUAAAAGAUUUAAUUCUGGGGCAUGUUUGGUUGUGUAUGACACUAAGCCAUGGUUUAUUGAACAUUGGUUUGUUAAACCAUAGUUUGUUUGAUCAACUAUGCCCUCUCUAGAGGCUUCACUAGGCUUUGAUUACUUCCAUUGAACUGCAUUCUGAAGCUUAGGAACCUUGAUUGUUUUAACUGUUGCUUGAUGUUGUAUACAAACUCAGCACCUUCCUUAACCAUGGUUGGUUUGUUCACUCCUACCUUAAGCACUAAUUAAGUCACGAAGGCAUGAGGCAAGAGCAUUUUGAAAACAAACCAAGCUCUUACAAAGUAAGCCAUGGCUUGCUGGUUGUCUGUGGGACAACACCUGGUUUGAUAAAUAGACCGUGGCUUGGCAUUGCUGCAUAAGUAUCAUAACCCAUGCUGCCUUAUGCUCUUGAUCAGUGAACCUUUUAUGUGUUUGGCUUAAGCAUGGUGGAUAGCUGAACAAAUUAUUGUUCUUGAGGAUAUACAGCCCUUAUUCAUUGCCAUCUAACUCGUUAUUGUGUUGGUUGGUUGGAAGGCAUUUUAGGUAAUCCUCAGUACCAAUAUUUGACUAAGGCAGGCAUAGGCAAACUCUGCGCUCCAGAUAUUUUGGGACUACAACUCCCAUCAUCCUUGGCUAACAGGACCAGUGGACAGGGAUGGUGGGAAUUGUAGUCUCAAAACAUCUGGAGGGCCGAGUUUGCCUAUGCCUGGACUAAGGUUUUAUUAUAAAGAACUUUCUACAUCCCAGGAUUUAUUUUAUUAUCAAAUUGCCUUUAUAGGAAAAAAUUAAAUAUUUAAGACUUUAAAAACAACAACACAAAAAUGGUAAUGAACAGCUUCAUCUGUUAAAAAAUAAAUCCUCCCAACAUAUAUUGGAUGCUGAGAGACCUAUUUUUUAACAACAACAGCAAUAAUAAUAAUGCUGAACAGAAGCACAUUUCAUAAGAUGCUGCCUAUUUAUGCAAACCAUCUAAAUGCUGGAAGAUUUCUUUUAAAUAAGAAUUGCAGCACCUUUUAUAUAAAUAUGUAUUAUAGAAGUCAUUAAUGAAGAUAUUGAUGAGAAGUCUGAUGUCAGAUCAUAUUCCCAAAGUCCAGAGGAUUGAUCUCAAUAUUUUCUCAUCACACAAUUGGUUCUGUUUUAACUUACUAUCAGGGCAGCGAGUACAAAAGCUUGGGGAUUCAUUGGGGAAAUAGACAUUUUGACUGCAAACCCAGUAAAAGGGAAAAAUGAUUCUAUCACAUUGUGCAGAAAUCCCAUUUUGGUUGCUUAGUGUAUUUCUCCCUUGCGCUAUUUCUUAAAUAUGCAUCCAUAUACCAGCCCCAUGAAAUCUUUAGCCCCAAUCCAGUGCUAGUCGCACUAGUAGCCCCUUACGUAGAUGCUCAUUCCCAUCUACAACAAAAGACACACCUAGCCAUAUUAGUGGUGUCUAGAUAAGCAUCUCAUAGCAUAUUUGCAUUUUCUGUGCAAGCUUAUCCUCCAUUGGCACUCUAUUGUUGAAUUGGGGCAUUUUCCUUUAAAAGAAGGUUUUGAUAAUCUGAAGUUGAUCUAAUUUUUAUUUUAUUGUUUACAAUUAAGGAAAACAUAUAGGAUUCAGCAGUAUGCAAGCUGAUCUGAUUAUUAGUAAUAAUUAGGAACAUAGGAAGCUGACUUCUGUGAAGUUAGAUGUCCAACUAGCCCAGUAUUGUCCACUCUGACUGGCAAUGUCUCCCCAGCAUCUUCAAAAGAGGUAUUUCACAUCACCUGCUACCUGAUCCUUCUAACUGAAGAUGUCAGAGAACGAACCUUGGAAUCCUGUGCUCUUCCACUAUGCUAUGGUCCAUCUCCAGUGUUUUUUUAAUUGCAUUGGGCAACUUUUACCCCUGUUUCUGCAGAAGCCACAUUGAAUUGUAUGGCAGUUCUGUAGAAGUGCAGCCAUGUUCUUGUGUAGUUUGUGCAGAGCUAUGCCACAUGCUGUGUCCUUAGGCAAACUGGGCACAUAGGCUCUGGAAAGCAAACAGAAAUACAGGAAACUAUUGGUUUGCAUUUUGUUUUGUUUUUGCAGUCCUGUUGCUGAAGAGACAAGCUUCUUUUCAACUUACCUCUUCAGCGGUGGCAAAAAUCUCAAGUAAAAUUUUCUGUUUGUCCUUCUAUGUGUGAGUCCAUGAGUUAGUGAAUUCUGAAUCCUAAAUUUAAAAACGGACAUAUUGGCUAAUCUUUAAGCCUAAAUUUCUAUAUUGCAGAUGUUGAUGGGUGUGAUUUCCAUAUAUGUGUCUGUGUGUGAUAUAGCUUAUAAAUUAAUGAUACAUGUGUGAAAUUCAUGAAUUAGACUCUCAGACAGGCAUGUUUUAAUACAGGGGUCGGCAAGGUUUACCUCACCUGGGCUGGUUCACUCCAGUGGAGAUCCCUCCAUGGGCCAGAUCGUGCGUGCACCUGCAAUUUCCGGCAUCUGCGCAGAUGCGAUUUCCUGCACCGUGGAAGCAAGUCCCCGUAUCGCACUGCACUGGUUUAGUGCAGCACGCGGGGACUCGCCAAGUGGGCAGCUUAGUUCGGGGGUGGCUCGUGGGCCAGUUAAACGACCCCCGUGGGCCGCUUGUGGCCCAUGGGCCUUAGGUUGCCAGCCCCUGUUUUAAUAGUUCCUACAUUAUAUUUAUCCAUGUAAAGCUAUCUGUAUUUGCAGAAGUGCAGCAUUUUAAAGCCCCUAACAGUCUUUGGACUUUCUUUCAAUCAUGUAAUGAAGCAUCAAUAAGCAUUCUUUAAAAAACCCAACUUGGGUAGCUUUUUCUUUCAAUAUCUUGGAGCUUUGUUUUGACUUGAUCUGAUUCUACCUGCAUGCAACAAUAGUGGCUCCUCAGGGGAAUGCACAUUCCCCUUAAAAAGGAUUUCUCUAGCCAGGACAGUGAGUCAGGAUGAGCCUGUGAUGAGGAUGCAUAUCCAGAGGUGCUUCAGUUGUGUGUGUUCAAGCCCACUUUUGCACACCAAUUUCCCUUGCCGAAACGGGGUGCGUUAACUAUUUUAUCUUUCAGAAUUUUAGCAUAUAGAUCUGUGGAAUGCUUUCAAAAUUCAGCAUAUGUGCUUACUUCAACUACGGUACACCUGACAUCACCAGAUUUUUAUUUUUUUUGUUAUAGCUGAGAGAGAAAUACAAAAAAAUAAUGAAUUGAGAUUCUGCAGUUUUAUUGAAGUGUCAUGGGACACUUCUUUCUGCCCCCUUCUUUUCUAAAAUGCAUUUCCACUCCCUAGUUAUCAAUUUGUAGAUCUCAAACAGGUUUUCCCUCUAUUUCUGGAUUUGUUCACAGCAUCAGUGCAAGUUGCAGGCAAGGUAGAACUGCAUGGCCUCCACUAGAGCUGUCCUUCAGAAUCCUUGCUUUGCCCUUGUGUUCUAGUGGAAUUAGAAGCCAUUCUUAUGUUGAUUUAGCAGACAAAUUGUUCAGGAAGAUAAUUUCACAUUGUUUUUCAGGGAGUGCUCCUUUCAAAAUCCAUAUAUAUGUCUUCUGGGAAUGUUCAAGAGAGGUGUCAGGAGAGAACUAACGACAUGCUCAUUAAACCUAGUGUUUAAUUUUAAGUGGUUGCUAGCUGUAUCCCAUUGGUUUGAGCUUGAUUGUGUCUUAGUAAUGAACAACCCUUAAGUGAUGUGUUCUUGUGAUAUUUAUAUUUAGAGCAACCUCUGAUAGGUUCGAUAGCCGAUUGUAAGUUUUAGAAAGUGCUAGGUUACAGUAUUAUUUUUAUUUCAAGUAUUUAUAUUCUGCUUUUCAUCAGAAAUGAUUUGCAAAGCAGUUUGCAAAGUAAACUCAAAAUGAGAUAAUGUGAUACAAUAUAUAAAACAAUAGAAUAUAAUCAGGAUUACACUUGCUCAAUGCACAUCUCUACUCAUUGCUCACAAAAAUUCCACGCUCCUCUUUCAAUCACAUUCACCUACUAAUGCACACUCCUUCAGUUUCAACUAUUAUGAUAAAAUACGAGUUAAAUAGAGAUAAAAUAGAGUUAAAUGAAGAAAAAUGUGGAGUACUCUGGGAUGGGGGUAAGAACUGCAUCCCUGUUAAAUCUUUACAGAUUUCCUGCUGAUUAAAUUUUAUACACUGUUCUUCUUGUCAGCCAUGGCUUUUCAGUAAGUUUUUUGCACUCCUUUAUCUCUGAUUCUAUUCACAUGUAAUGCUAAAAUUACUGCGGUGAGUGAUAACAGCAGCCGCACCCCCCAAGGAAAAUUCUAUAAAUAUUUCAGAACCAAUAGUCAAGUGUCUUUUAAAAUUUUAAAAUUUUGGACAUGAAUUGUGAACAUUUUUAUCAGCAUAAUUUACUGUGUUUUCUGUGGUCAGGAAUUGUUUCGGAUCAUAACCCUUCCCAUCUCUGAUUCUUAGUUGCAAGAGAUCGCUACAGAUACUCAUCUUGGUGUGAAGAAGGGUGAGGAAUUUGUGACCCUCCAGAUGCUGGACUCCAGCUUCCAUCAGGCUCAACCAGCAUGGCCAAUGGUCAUGGAUGAUGGUUGUUGUAGUCGACAACAUCAGGAGAGCACAAUGUUGGCAACCCCUAGAUUAGCCCUUGGCUGAAUUGUUCUUAUGCCUUAUUUUACAAUAGUUGUGGAAUGCCAGUUCAGACAUUUAGAAUGGCUUGAAGCACAAGAUGUACUGCUUUAUGAAAAAAAUGGCUGACAACUCACUUGGGGCGUGUUCUCGGGGCAUUUCACUGCUGCUGAGUUCUGUUUUAGUGCUACAUUUUGUACAGCUGUCUUGCCACUUUCUCUGUGUGGGUUACAAAGGCUACAUCGUGCCUAACAUGUAGCAUGUGAAGGCACAGAUUUUGUCGUGCCCUAAUAGACAGCUAGUCGGUGCAUCUGUACAAAAGUAUCCUAGCAGUAAUCUAACCUUUAUGUUUACAAAUCUUUGGGGCCAGAAUCCUAAAAAAAACCAGGCUGAUGAAAUUCCAUUUAGUCAGCAUUAAGUAUCCCAUGUAUAGGAUGCAAUCUUGGCUUAUAAAGAAAAUGAUACCUAUUGAGUCUGUGGAUUGUAAAUCUCACCCUUUUAGAAUUACAUAACUUUUCUGCUUCAUAGUUUUGAACAGGCAAUGGUAUAAAGCAGUGUCAUCUCAGAUGUAUUCAUAUUCAUUGCUAAGACCAUUUGAAACCAAGAUUACCUACUGAUUAAGUGAGCUUUACACACACACUGUUCCAAAGUGGAAAUUUUCAGGAUUCUGAUAGAAAUCAGCAAGGUAAUCAUGUGCAUGCCAAAGAGGUGAGUGUUGCUCACCUCUCUUUAGCACGAUGUGCAGCUCCACCCUCACCCACCCAAAAGAAAUUGCAAGAUACAAAGUUUAGAUGCUUUAAAAGGGCAAUGGUUAAUUCCAGAAACAGAAAAGGAAUUAUCCAGGAAGUUUCUUUCCAGAAGUCUGAGGGUAUCUGUUGUCCCUUUGUUGUUGCUGAUGUUCAUUUGCUUUAAAGCGACCUGAUCUUUAUCUUCGAAUUUUAAAAAGCAAGUUUGUCUCCUGGCUCUUAGAUUUCAGUACCCAUUGAAACUGGCAUAUAGUUAUGACAGAAGAUCUUAUUUUUAACAUGUAUUCCCCUGGAAACUAUGGUGUUCUUGAGUUGCUUUAACUGUUGUUUGUUCAAACCUCCUCUCUACUCAGCUGAAUUCUUUCAUUAUAUUGAUAGUCUCCCCUCAUUGCUUUAUCUCUCACUCUAUCUGCCACCCUCCCCUCCCCAAUAUCUUGCAAAUUAUACUUCAUUAAUUCAACAUAAAAUGACAUUUCCCUCUUGGCAUUCUUGCACUAAGUUAGAAUGUGAUACCUGUGUAUUUUUAAUGUGUGACUCUAUUCUUUCCUGUGUGAUAUGUUCUACAUUUUUCAUUGUUGUUUUCAGUUUGAAUGACUAAACUGAAUCACUGCUGGUAUAUACACCAGUAGACCAACACAAAUAAUGAUGUGGUGGUGCUGUAACAGUGAUUGCACCAGAUACUAAUUAUUUACGAGCUGGACCAGUUCUUUAUACCAGUAGGUGUUGGGCCUGGCAUGGUAUAUAUCUCGAUAUAGCACUUUUAAAUUCCACCCCACCCCCCAGUCAGUGCUGCAUUAUGCAACUAGUGUUGUAUUAUAAAAGUAGCGGCUCUAGGCCUAGCCACUAAGAAUGUCCCCUCUAACUGAUGGAAAAACCCAGUUUUAUGAAAAUCAUGAGCCCCAGGUGAGCAUGUUAACCUGUUCAAUAAAUUUAGUACUCAUCAAACAGGCUUGUUUGAAGAAAGAUCAGUCAAGUGCAGGUCUUUGUACAGAGCUCAUAGAUAUCACUCAUUGAGAAUCUCUAGUGAGCAAUUUGUGAGAAAGUUAUUUCUGAUGAAUGUGUAGCAUAGCUACCUUGCGAAAAUUUUACCUUCCCACCCACCCUCUUAGAAGCGUCGUGAGACACCUGGCAGGAAAUGCGGCAGUUUGAUUCCCUGUCACAUCCUCUUGUGACCAAGAAACUUCUCUGCCGAAGCUGUAAUUCUGGUCCAGUGGUGGCUUCGCCUAGGAUGCCACUGCAUUGGGACAUGUAGAUGGAGACUUCUACCAGAAGUGGGCAAGUCUACUCUUUUGAGAGCCCCACCCUCCUUGGACAUCACAUUCAAUGCAUCUUGCAUGCCACAGUAAUGCCAAAAAGAAGUGGCAUUGAGCCUACAGCCAAUCUGCCAUUGCAUACAUUUACUUAUUUUUUAUUUUAUUUAAAAACAUUGUUACCCACCCUUCAUUUAUCCUGAUAAAUUAUAAAUAUCUCUUUCUAUAAAACAGCAUGCUUAAAAAAAAACAACCAAAAAAACACAACAGAGGCAGCUAAAACAGUCACCCUUUCAGACCUAAAAUGAGUAAACAGGUGUUUGGCACCAAAAUGACAACAAUGUUGCUGACUGUCCUGCCCGUAAGAGGAGAGCAUUCCACAUACUGGGCUCCACCACAGAGAAGGCUCUGUGAAACUUGCUAGCACUUUCCUCCCCAACAUCCAUUAUAGCUUUGGAAACUGAAAAUUUUGAUGAGAAAGUAUCUUUCUGGUAGGAGGAUUUGUACAUGCCCAAAGGAAGGAUGUAUGAGAGUUCCCUCUUUAGGAAGGUCUGUUCCUUAUUCAGUUUUGUUAUCCCAGCCCAUUAACCAGCCAUCACUUUUCCUGAAUUCCUUCAUAGUAGCAUUUGGAAUCUACAUAAUUUCUUACCUUUAUGAGAUAGAAAAUACAGGCAUUUGCCCUUUAUAAUUAUGGGGUAAAUAACAAAGGUUUCCACUUCAAAAUGUACCGUAAUUUGUAGUGUCUUAUGAGUAGAUCUGGUUAGGAUUGCACAGUGAGUCCUAUUGAAUCCCAGGUAAGUGGGGUUAGGAUUGCAGCCUUAGUGAACAAUUGACUUAGUCAACAAUAGAUGACCCUUGGCAUCCCUUACAAUUCUAUGAAAGUUUCUUUUUUUAAAAAAUUCAAUAUAUAUUUUUAACAGAAUGAAACGGAACACUUAAAAAUUCUGUAGUUGUAAAAAUAAUAAUUCUUUUUUUUAAAAAAGAUUUAUACUCUUGCUUUUCAAUCAUUGGUUUUUGAAACGCUCAAAUUUUCAUUAUUUCUGCAGUGCUACGAAGUGUUGCUUGUGAAUUAUAUGAUGAACUUAGUCUCCUUUAACUGAGAAUGUGUGUUGUGGUGGUCUUAUUUACUACAGGUGCAGAUAAUGGCGGGAGUUCCUCUGGCAAUUCAUCAGGAAUCUCUUCCAGCACCCCAGCUGGUAGCUCAAAAUCUACUGCAAGAAACCUGGGCUCAUCAGCGGGAGAAAAGGAAGAAGGCAAGAAGGUUAGACGUCAGUGGGAAUCAUGGAGCACCGAGGAUAAGAAUACUUUCUUUGAAGGCCUCUAUGAGGUGGGUGUCCUCAAGCGAUGUGUUUCGAAGAUCAAAACUGGAUGCUAUGUUUCAUUCAAAGGUUGAAUACUUGAGUGCUAUGUCAAAACAAGCAGAGCUCUCAAUAUUGCCAUGGGUUCUUCUCGUGUUUGGGGUUCCUGCCGAAUUCUACUCUAUUUUAUUCCUCACCCUGUUUACCAUAUUCCCCUCCCAAAGCAGACACUUAGCAUUCUGUGGCUACUUAGCAUGUUCAGUUCUCAUUGGGUGGGGGUAUCUUCCAUGAACCUAGUAGUUUUCCCUAGUCUAUUGUUAUCCUCUUGUGUGCUAUUUUGGCUACAUAAGGAUUGACAUCCAGGCAGUGAAAUACCUUUUAGUUGUUUUUUUUUUACUGAGGAUAGUAUAAAUAAUUUCCCCCCAAGUUACUUGAAACUAUUAUUCUCCUUUUAAGCCAAUAUCCCAGUCUCUCUGUGUGCAUUAUACCCAUGCGCCUAUGGUGUUGUCUGUAUCUUCAAAUGCUUAUUCUGGGAAAGGUCAUUGGACCGUGAUAGAGAAGAUCCACAACAUGCAUUUAAAGCUCAUCCAAUGCACAUUUAAAGCAUGUGACACCCCCCCAAGCUAUAAUUCCUAGCAUCCCUAACUGCAGAUCCCAGUAUAUUGGACACUUUUGUAAAAAUGCUUUCAUAAUUUGUUAGCUUCUGCAGAUUGCCUAUCAGAAGUGGGUGCGUCUGUAACUGUUAAAUCUAUACAUCUGAUAAACCAUCUGCAACAAAUGGAAUAAUAAUUUGGAUGGCUAGUUGCCCAAUUUUUACAUUCUGUAGAAAAGUAUUGGUGUAUUUGCUUUUUCAGCAUGGAAAAGAUUUUGAAGCCAUUCAGAACAACAUUGCCCUGAAGUAUAAGAAGAAAAGCAAGCCAGCAAACAUGGUGAAGAACAAGGAACAGGUUCGGCACUUCUACUACCGCACCUGGCACAAGAUUUCCAAAUACAUUGACUUUGAUAAUGGUGAGCAUACUGUUAGGUUUGGUUCUGCGGUUGGUACAAGCAGACUAUACUAUAUUGUCCAUAAACAACUUGUAGAAUUGGGGAGGGUGGGGGGAACCCGCUAAGGUUAUGUACCUAUGCAUGGUUUUCUUUUUGUUUUCUUUUUUAAAUAAUUCUUUAUUGGAAAUUUUAUUUACAACAUAACACAAACCCCCCCACCCCCCCAACACAGAAAUCUACCCCCAUCAGACACAAACAUAACAAACAACAAGCAUAAUAUACAACAAUACAAACAACCAAAUAAAAGACUUCCUUUUAUCCUAUGCAUGGUUUUCAUGCUGAAGCUGAGGAGGCUUCAUCCUGGUUAGUGCCUAGAGGGGAGACUAGCCGGGGAUCCCAUGGACGUCACCUCAAGUUCCAUGCUGAAAGAAAGGUGGAAUAUAAAAGUAAUGAAAUGUUUUUGAAUAAAUGUUUGAGCGGGGGGACUCUGCUUGGAUUCAGUUUAUCAAAUUAUUGUGUGACACAUGGCAUCUUCAUAUCCCUAUAGUGGACUGGAUGUUGCAGACCAGGAGUCCUACAGGCUCUACAGUCCUGCAGUGGUGGAGUAAAUCGGUAAAGGCUGGGGAACCUGUAGACUCUGCUCCCAUUAGCCAUUUGCCAGGGAUGAUGGGAGUUGUAGUCCAGCAGGAACUGGAGGGCCACAGUUUUCCCUUCCCUGCAUUAAAGCUGGGCAGCAUGGUGCUCCUCACCCCUUUUCCAAGGGCUCCUUACUACACGAGGUUUUGCACUGAAGUGUUAGACUGAAAUUGAGGGAGGCAGGCAUGCACUAUGACAGCUUUCAUCAACUUGGUGCCCUCCAGAUGUUUUGGAUUACAUCAGAUCUAUGCUCACAUCAGACCCAAAACAUCUGGAGGGCACAUGCUUCACAAGGCUUCCCUAAGACCACCAACACGUUAGGGAAGUCUUCAGCUGUAUGGGAAGUGCCAGCACUGUGGCAGUAUGUUUCAUUAAAAUGACAUUGCACUUCCUUUUUUUCUAUAAAUGCAAGGCAUUUACAAUAAAUUAGAACAUCAGAAAAAAAUCAGCAAAACACACUAAAAUAGCCUAGUCCUUCAACAGUCUGCACCAGGAUGACUAAUGGCAGACCUUGAAUGAGAAGUGUAUACCCUGGUCUGUGGGCUAAAACAGUGAAGGCCCUGCCGUUGUGCUAUUUUGCCCUAACCUCCUUCAUAGAGGCCAACUUGCAUACCUUCAAAGGGCUGGAUAUACCCAUUUUUUGAGCGCUGAAUCCACCUUGAAUACACAAAUCAUGAACUACUGGAAUUUGAGGAGUGUGUGUGUGUGUGUGUGUGAGAGAGAGAGAGAGAGAGUUGUAUGUGUAUAAAAUAUGAAUAUUUUGGAGACAUCGUUCCCAUUAACCUGUGAUUUCAAAUGUGAAAUCUGGUACUAGAAUAGACUAGUAAUUAUGACAGCCCUUUUAAGUUGGUUUUUGUCCAGGUCGUUAAAAUACUGGAAAAGGUGAUAUCUGUUCGUUAGCACAUUCCGUCCUAAAACGCAGCUGCAAAAUACAUCGGAUCGUCACAUUACAGCACACUUGUUGCUGUAUACCAAUUAUACCAGUUAACUUUUGUAUAUAUUUAGGUGUUUGUCUCAAGACCUAAGAAUUCUUAGAUAAGGGAGUGUUUAGUAUCUGCUGGCUUAAUCAUUCUCUAAGUGAAUAGUGUUUUUCUUUUCCCUUAACACCUGUGGUUUUCCUUCUUUGCAGUGUUUUCUCAAGGGCUGAAAAAAUCCUCCCUGGAGCUCUAUGGCUUAAUUUGUUAUGGGGAGCUAAGGAAGAAGAUUGGGGGCUGUAAGUACACAACAUUUUAGUGCCAUGAAAUUAGAAAGUGUUUGGGGUUUUUUCUGUGCUCCUUCCCAACUCUCCUCCCCGGAUGUUUCUGGUGCCCUUAUUUUUCAUUAUAGCUUUCUUCGAGUAUUUUUCUGUGUGUCAAUACUGCUUCAGAGGGAGAUUUCUGAGCAUAAUCUUUUAGUUUGCUCUUUCAUGCAGAGUACAAAACAGUAAAACAUAAAAUAUACAAGGACACAAAAAGAAAAUACAGAAGGAAGCUUCUGUUGUUUUCUAGGUGUAAUUCACAUACUGCUUGUCCCUGCAUAACAGAAAGAUAAUGAAUGGCAUGUAUUUACGAUACAGCUUCCUUCAAAAUUGAAAACUGGGAUGAUGUCUGUCUUCAGAUUUGGGAUAUAAAAAUGAAAUACCUUCUGAGUAUCCUAUUUUGGUUUUAGCUCUGUCAGCAACGGACUAUAAUUUUGUAUAGGUUAUACAAUUUUUUGUUUUUUAUUUGAUUUUUCUAUAUACACUGGCCAUACUUAACUGGCGUAUCAUAGAAGCUAAAAUCAUUGCCUUGUUUAACCUUUUAGGUAAUGAAGUUUACUUUGGACAAAUCAAAAGUUAAAUCAGUGGUGGGAAAUGUGUGGCCCUCCUGUUAUUGUUGGACUCAAACUCUCCACAGGCCUCAAAGGUCGGUGCAAAGGCUCCCUGGGAUUGCACUUGCAAAGGCUUGCGGAAAUUACUAGAUGCUGUUUUCGCUCCGUUUUUGCCCCUUUUCGUGCCACUUCCGGGUUUGCAGGAAUGCGUGCACCGUCGCACAUGCCUUGAAUGCACAUGAAUAGGGAGUUGCUUGUAUACCGUUCUCUUCCAUGUACUGGCUUUCUCCACCUUCAUUUUAUCCUCAUUGCCUAGCUGAUGAGCUAGGCUAGCCUAAAAGUAGUGCCUGACCAAAGAUCACCUACCGAGUUUCAUUGCUGUAUGGGGAUUUGAACCUGGCUUUACCCAAUCCUAGUCCAACACCGUAACGACUGCACCACACAGAUGUCAACACACACACACACACACACACACACACACACAAACACACAUCCUCUUGUGUGUUCAGAAUACCGUAAUAAGCUUGCAUUCAUUCCUUGGCCCAAGCCAUCCAUCUAAAGGUGUAUAUUCAGAGCAAAGCAAUAAAAAGUGUGCAUUUCUCUUACAGCAGAGUGUGCAUUUCUCUUACAGCAGAGAACAAUCCUUACUCUAGCACACACCGUUUCUUUGGUGUCUCCUGCUCAGUGACUUUCUGAACUCCCAGUUUCUUUCUUUCAUAAGUAUUCACAUUUUGUCAGCAGGCUCUCCUGCAACAAGACUUGUAAAGGCUGCAAGCUUUCCAUAAUACUGUGCUGCCUUGGUAACGGAUUUGGUGCACAUAAGACAGUUGCUUUUGCAUACUGGCUUUGUUCAGAUGACAUAAUAAAUCAUGGAACAUGUCUAGGUGAGCGUCAGGCUUGUGCAUUCUUCUACCCCCUUCCUUUGGCACGGCUACAAGGAGAUCAGCUUUUUCUAUCUUUUUUCCUUAACCACAGAUUUUCAUGUCAUCCCAACAACCCAUGGUUAAUCUUAACCAUGGUUUGUAAAGCUGGCUUCUUUAAUCAAAACUAUAGUUAAAAAUAACGACUCUUUAAGGUUAAGUCAUGACACGCAACUGGUUAAUUGAAAUUGGGAGCAAAAGCAUCUAUUCUCAUUACAGCUAUACUAAAGGAGGUGUUAGGAGUGCAGAAACCUAGGCUUCUUCCUGUCACAGUAAACCAUGGCUCGUGUCCAAACACAGCAAGUGGAGCCAGCCUCACUGGGGAAAUUAUAGCGUCUGUAUUGGUAAAUGCCUGACUCUUUAUCCCAUGUGAUCCCCUUCUGUCCCCCUUCCAGUCUCCAACUCUUUCCUUUCAUCUUUAUGCAUAUGUCAACCCACCAUUUCCCCUUUCUCCUGCUAAUCAUUACUCCUUUCAGAACACCUUCCUCUCACUUUCAGAAGAGGAAAUGCUUUUUAAAAAACGAAUUCUUAUUCAAAGAGUCAUGGAUUAAUGUUUUUUCAGAGCUCUGUGGGAUGAUAAGAAUAUUAUGCUUGUAGUUCUAAAAAAAUAUUUUACUGUUUUGAUGUACAUGUAUGUGUGUGUAUAUAUUCUUUAGAAUAGCUUCAAACCUCUUUGUUAGAUGUUAGUCAAAAUGACCUGCUUGAUCUGUUUUUGUUUUGCUCUUAAAGGUAUGGAUGACAAAAAUGCAGCUAAACUCAAUGAGCUUAUUCAAGUUGGGUAUGUUUUUUUUUUGCUUUUUAGCAUUAUCACGGUACAAUGUCUAGCUUUUGAGGUGCAUUAUUAUCUCAGGUUGUGAAGCUACUCUGAACAUGUCCGGCCUAAAAAGCAUGCACACAGAUGUUGUUAUUAUUCCAUCCCAGAGCUCUUAAGGCAGCAAUGGGGACUCCAUGGUCCUCCCAAUGUUGUUUGACUCCAACCUAGCCAGAAAGAUUAAUGUUUGAGAAUGAUGGAAAUUGUAGACCAUCAGCAUCUGGAGGACUACAAGUUCUCCACUGCUCCUCAAAGGAAAUGAUUUUACUACUUUAGGUGUGUUAUAAAAUUGUGUUAUAGAGCAGGGAGAACUGACUAGUUUUAAAGAGUUGCUUUGACCUUCUGAAACUACAGUUCAGAAGAAAUCACUAUGCUAAACUUGAGAUGCUGUUUUCACUUAAUGAAGAACAAUAAAAGCGUUACAUUCUCUUGUAUCCUGGAAAAAAGGUUAUAAGUCCUUCAAAGGUGCCUUAACAUAAUUGCAGAUUUAAAGCACACACUUGCAUAUGUAUACACACACUAGAUAGACACAUUACAAGUUAUCGGGGUCUUUUUCACAGAGCAGCUGGUGAUAGAUGGCCUUACUGGCGAGGGCAAUUCAACUGGAGCAGGAGUAGGUUCGUGGCAUUGUCUGCCUGCUUCCCUCUCCUCCUGGGAUCUUUCCCCAAGGGCAGUUGAUGGUAGUUAGCCCAGUGGUAGUGAGGAGGCAGUCUAGCUGAAGUAGACUGGUGGUGAUUUCUUUGCCUGCCCUUCUCAUUCUGAUACAUAUAGGCAAUUUUUCUUGCUCAGAUUGUUAAUAGUGCAGCCGUUACGCUCCACAAACAGCAGGAGAAGAAUAGCUCCCAAGCAACCAUACUGUGCUAAGAACAAGACAUCACAGUAAAAGAAAGCUCACGUGGCUGGAUCUCUCCAUCUGUAGUGAGUUGAAUCUCCCACCCACACCCUUAGUUGGAUGCAGCAUGAAGUACAGCUUCUAUUUCUGCUCCUCGCCAUGUUGCAACAUUGUUCUGCAUGGCAUUUGAAAGAGUACUCUCUGCAAGCGCUAAUUAUGUUUUCUGAAGGAUCAGCACAGAUGCCAUAUGGGUUUCACGGUGUCCCAAUAUCCUGAAUCAGAUUAGUGAACCCUGGUAAUUGGUGACAAGGGGCAGAAAAAUAAUAGCACUGACUACAGUUCUCUGUAGGUUACUGUGGCGUUUUCUGUUGCUUCAAAACCACGGAUAGUGUGAUACCUCAGUAAAUCUCCCAGAAACAAGUAUUCAAGUCACAUUCAGAGUUGCCGUGCAUGCUUCUGGUGCCCUCAAUUGUCCCAUUCUUUUAACAUUUCUAGGGCUACAACCGUACGCUACAAAGGGAGGAAUCUUCGCAUCAAAGCCCCAAUGUGCAGGGCUCUGAAGAAACUCUGUGAUCCAGAUGGUAUGUAAGAGGCUCUGGGAGAAAAAGAGGGUUGAAACAGAUCAUGAAGGGAGAGACCCAGUGUUAGAAACUGAUAUAUGAAGGCUAGUAGCUGAAUGGCAACUGAAACCUAGGUUAUGGGCACAACAACGGAAUGUCUAGGUCCUCCUUUCCUUCCACUCUGCAAUUUUAACCAGAAAUCUUAGGCACAAUACUGCGUCCCAGAGCUCAGAAACUGCUCGCGCUAAUGAAAUUCCCUGUCGCAAAAUACACCUAGAACAAUGGAGAGAUCCAAUUGUCUCUCCAGGUCAACUCACAAAGCAAAAUGUGUAUUGAACUGCCCUGAGAGCUCAGAAGAAGAAGAAGAAGAAGAAGAAGAAGAAGAAGAAGAAGGAGUUUGGAUUUGAUAUCCCGUCUUUCACUCCCUUUAAGGAGUCUCAAAGUGGCUAACAUUCUCCUUUCCCUUCCUCCCCCACAACAAACACUCUGUGAGGUGAGUGGGACUGAGAGACUUCAGAGAAGUGUGACUGGCCCAAGGUCACCCAGCAGCUGCAUGUGGAGGAGUGGAGACGCGAACCUGGUUCCCCAGAUUACGAGACUACCGCUCUUAACCACUACACCACACUGGCUCUCAAUGGCUCUGGAUAAAGUGUGGUAUAUAAAUUCAAUAAAGAAUAAUAAUAAUUGCGGCUUGAGUGGACCCAUGCAGGGUUUGGUGCAUGCUCUAGGGGUUGUGUGACUCCUUGAGGUGUGAGAAGGGUGUGAUUCCUAGUUUCUACAUACACUUAUGCUUUCAUAAGUGGCUUGAGAGGUGACAACAAAUAAAUGGGCUUUGAGCUUUGUGAGGUGGUCUUUGGUGACAAUAGAAUUGGUUUAGGAAAGUGACUAUUAAUACAUCUAAUAAAACUCCAUUGUGUAAAACAUGGUAUCAAUGUUUCUCAGCCUCCUUUAUGUAGUCCAUUUUGUUGAUGGUAACGACCACUCCUCCUUUGUCUGCCUUCUUAAUUAUGAUGCCAGUAUUGUUUCUGAGGCUGUGGGUGGCCUCACACUCUGUAUAGCUCAGAUUGUGCAGUAUAUUUUGCUGAUAACUUCAGCUUGGGUGUGACAGCAGAAGCACCUUACAUGAAAAACUAAUUCAGUGUUCCAGGCAUAUGGAGUGGCAGCCCAAGCAGAAUUCUUCUUCCUGUGGCGUUAAGAAGUAUUGUUGUGUUUCAGUGAGCUCUCCACUGGCAUGUUGAGAAGAUGGUAGAAUUGUAUUGAUGCACUGCUUGGGGUCAUGGCAGAAAUAUUUCUUGAGUCAUGGAUGAAAGGGUCAAAGGUUUUCUCUUACUAGUUAUUCAGUUUUAGUUAAUAUACGACUAAAAACCUUUUUAUUAUUAUUAGUGUUUCUGUUAGAAAAUCAUCUCCCCACUCCUCAUCCCAAGAAUAUUCUUAUGGAUAAUUUCCUGUGCUCUCUGGUGAGUGUCAGGUGAUAGGAUAGCCACCUCUUAUUUGUGGGAAUAAUUCAGGAAUUUUCGCUGCUUCUUCCCUCAGGCAUCAGUGAUGAGGAGGAUCAGAAGCCAGUGCGUCUUCCACUGAAGGUCCCCGUGGAGCUGCAGCCACGGAAUAAUCAUGCAUGGGCCCGUGUGCAGAGCCUGGCCCAGAAUCCACGUCUCAGGUUUGUGUGUGUGUUGUGCAUAACUAAAGCUUGGGAGCUGAAUUUUGAAUAUCAUUGGCACAACCUAUAGACUACUUUAGCCACUGCUAGCAAACAAGUGACUCCAUCUCCUGGAUACCUGUUACUGUUUUGUAUACGGUGAUUUGUUCAUUAAUGCGAAUAGAGUCUGCCUUUGCACAUCACAGCAAACCAUAGAAUGGUUUAUGGUGAAUGUGGAGAUCACUUCUGCGUUGCUCCUCCCCUAUCACAAUACCUGGCAUUGCAUUGCAUGUGAACCUGGGGAUCAUAGUUACUUUUGAUCCAGACACACCAACACUAAGAACAAAACCUGUCUAGCCUCAUCAAGGAUUGUUUGGAGCAAAGCAAACCAUGAUCCCCAAUUAGGACAUAACACUAAGCCAGGAAUGGUGGCUUGAUGUUCUCACAGUAGGAAAGGAGAAAAGUGGGGGGCAUCUGUACAUUCAUAGUCAGCCGUUAACUGUGGUGGGAAUGCAGCUGGUAUUCUUUUCCCCUUGCUCCAAUGAAUGGGAAAUUAGGGAGUACAUGCCCACAUGCAGAGAGAGGGAGUGUGUGCUUUACUUAGCGUGUACUGUGACUUCUAUACUACAUUGUUCGUGGGACAUCAUUUGCUGACUCCUCUGUGUGUUUUUUGUCUUCCAUGGCUUGCCAGGAUGAUCGUAGAGUUGCAUCGUAAGGUAUCUAGCCUCAUUGAGUUCCUGAAACAGAAAUGGGCUCUCCAUGAGGUGCGCAUUGUAUCCUUUUUCUUGCUCAGAAAUUUGUUUUGCCUUUUGAUUUUGUGUUCUGGGGACAGCGCUCGACAUAACUAGCCUUCAAGUUCUUGAAAGCCAUUACUCUUCAUUAGACCCUUACUGUAUUUAUGAGACAGGGUGCAGGAUCCCAGGCCCUUGAGACCCUCUAUUGGUAGGAGACUUCCCCAGGUCAUGCCCCUCACCAUCCCUGCUCUGCACCCUUCCUAAGCACUCUUGUCUGGCUGGAAUGUAUCACUGAACAUUGACAAUGCUUCCUACUUACCUAGAUGGUGGAUGGAGAGGUGUGGGGCUGGUGUAUGUGUGUUGGGGAGAAAUCUCAGGGCUUUCUGUGAAUAGAAUGUAGACUACUGUAUCACACUUUUCUUGUUAUGCUUGCUUUUGUCCUCUGGCCCUACCCUGCACUGACAUGCAGCCCCUGGAAUGUCAUCCAUAGGGGAAUGUGCCCCUUUAGCUGAAAAAGGUUUCCUGCCUAUGUUAUAAAAUAUUUCCCACUUGGGUCUGUGGGUGUGUGGACUGUAGAGAGACUUUCUCUCCUCUUUUAAGUGUUGCUGUGUUCCUUAAUGUCCUGUAUUUAGCGUAAAACACUAGCAGAAAGGCAACUACAAGACUCCAGGGAUUCUGAAGCAAGUGGCAGCUAUUCGGAAGAGAAAGUGAUGCUCCAUCUCUUCCCAGGAGAGAACUGUACGCUUACACCCCUCCCUGGGGUUGCCAGGGUUGUACACUCCAAAGCUUUCUGUACGGUGCAUUGGCAGGAAUCCGGCCGAUGCAAGCAGAAUACAAAAGACUCCCUCUUGCUGCCGCCUGCCCAAAUUCUAGGCAUACAGAGUGGUCAGGGGACAGCCAGAGGGCAGGUAAAAUACCCUCGGGGAACAGAAGGCAAGGGUGGGACCAGGGCCGAGAGCACUACAGAAGCAAGUAGAAACACUCAGUCCACAUUUGAGGCAACUGCAAACGCUGAGGACUGCUCCUCAGAGGCUGGGCUUACCGAAGGAGCAUCCCUGUGUCUCAGUGUUGCACAUAGUCUUGAUAAGCCACUGUCUGGGCUUCAAGAUCUGAGUGGGAGUCUUGAAAAGCCGGUUCCCACAACCCAUUGUGCUGAGGGUAGGGAGGCACCAGCCGUUGCACUGGUGACCGGGUCAUCUUCUGGCAGCACAAACUGUGACUGCGGCAGCAUCCCCCCUGAUUUGGAGGAGCUCUCUCUGCUUGACCCAUUUCCUCGGUACAUGAAAUCUUGCCAGGACCUUAUUGUCCCAGAGAAGUGUCUUUGCACAGAUAGACUGAAUGGGAAAGAUUUUGCCUUGGCAGGGCACUCCCCUCCCGGGAGGCUCUCGUCUGGGAGCACAGAGGCUGGCAGCCUCAGUCCCGCACAGCUGGCAAGAGGUGGGGUGGCAUUGCCCAGCUGCGGCCCAUCCAGAACUGAAACUCAGGCCCUCCAGUGCUGCGGACCACAAACGGAAAUGUGUGCUAAGGAGCUAUCGGACGUAGUAAUGGAGGACUCUCAGGAGAAGCCCAGCACCUCACUGCCGCCACCGCCGCCACCACCACCUCAGGGACAAUUGGUCGCAAAGUCUCUCAAGGAUGACCCAAGCCGCCUUGUGCAACAGGUCAGAGAGGAGGGAUGGAGCCUGCGGACCUCUGAGAGCCUUACCUUGGCUGAAGUCUACCUCAUGAUGGGCAAACCGAACAAGCUACAGCUAGAGUACGAUUGGCUGUCUGUCUUGGGGCCGGAAACCCAGGAUCCUGGGGAGCAGAUGCCUGAACCUAAAUCUGUUUCUCCAUCAGCCACCUGUCACAAACAGAAACUCCUCAACUGCCUCUUAAAACUCAUCUCCACUGAAGUUAACCCCAAACCAGUAAGUAUAAUUUGCAUUGAUGCUAAGAACCACCGUCUUCCAGUUUGCACAGUUUUUGGUCCUCAAAAAGGCACAAAGGGGUUAACUUCAGGAAGAAGGCAAGGGAUAAGGGGGUCUUUGGGUACACCCUGGAGAGACCUUCCCGUUUUUUAUUUCUGCCUUAUAGAGAACAGCAGGGUAACUGCUGCUGUUCAGCUACUUUUUGGGAGUAGCUUAUAGACAUUAAGCCUCAUAGCAAAAAUUAAAAGUGGUUUUUAGAGUACUUUCCAAUGUGGUAGUGCCCAUAGUUCUGUGGAGCUCUGAUUCAUAUGGCCUCCUGCCCCUCAUCUGGUGUUCUGUUUCCUCUUUUGACUGCCUUCAGGGUGCUUUAGAGAAGGAAGAGACCACAUCCACCCUUCCAACCCCACUGUAUCUCUCUGCUGCCAGUCAGCUAACAGCUUGGGAAAGGGAGCCCAGCUCUGUGCCCAGCAAAGAGACUAGCAGGUCAUAUUCUGCAAUAAAGUCCCUCAGCAAGGGGACAUGUAGGGCCUGGAAGUUCCAUUGCACUGUGCUGCAGCCUCCAUUGGAGGGAUCUCUACCAUUGCCCUCCAGCAGCCAUAGGGUGCUGGGAAAUGUCCUCUGCACGACUAUGAAAGAGAAUAUGAGAAUGAGUGCUUUGUAUUUGCUUGACACAAGACUGGAGGAGAUAAAAUUUUCAGAAUACAUAAUUUUUUCUACUAUAAUGUUAAUGGCUGCUUAUGUUUUUAUUGUUUCUUAGCUGCUCCUCCUCAUAAACUGACAAACCCCAAGAGAUGCUAAGUUGCUUAUAGUGCAGCAGAAUUAGCUCCAUAUGCAGCAGCAGCAACAACAACAACAAGGACUUUAUUUGCGUAGCCAACAGGCCAUAGCAUCAAAGGACAAACACCGACAAAAAUACAUUACAAAUAUAGUUACCGUAUAAUCUUAUGACCUAUUAAAACCCUAGGUAGAAGCUGGAUUAUCAUUCAUCAAUGACCCUCUGUCCCAUGGGCGGCGGCCUUUUCUCUGGUAGAUUGUUUCAGGUCAGUUAAGUAAAUAGACCAGCCAAAUUGAAAGAUCAUAAAUAUAAAUAUAACCUCGGAGGGAUGGUCAGGACAGGGAGAAAGAUAAUAAUAACCAGAUGCAGAUAAGUUAAAAAUCUCAGUACCUAAACUUAGCAGAGAUAAUAAAAUACUAAUAAUAAAACAUAAGGAUAAUAAUGAUAAAAUCCUAGGCGAGGAAUCCGGGUGACGACACUGAUGUGAUUCAGAUAGCAGCUCUCAGUCUCAUUGCUCUCUCAAAAAAUUUAGCAACCUUCUCUGUUGUCGAGCUGUUCUGGUCGGCUAGGAGUGAGAACAAUUUGGUUUCACAAGAGCAGCCCGGGAUGGCAGAUAGGAGCAGCGUGAUGGUCUCGUCCCUGAGAUCUUUAUAUAGGGAACAAGACAGGAGAACGUGUGACACAGUCUCUAUGUAGCCAGCUCCACAGGGGCAGAGCCGGUUCUCGUAUGAAAUUUUUUGAUAUCUACCUUCAAGAACAGCUGAGAGUAACAUAUUUAGUCUGGCCAAUGUAAAGGCCCGCCUGAGUUUUGGAAUGGUUAAGGUAGACAAAUAAGGUGCCCGAAAAUCAAAGUGGGAGGGGGGCAGAUAAGCGUACCAAGCACUAAAUUUCUUAAUAUAAGCCAGAUUAUUCUGCUGCUCAAUAUCCUUCAUGCGCUGGUCGAUAAUGGUUUUUGCCUUGGGGAGACCCAUUUUCAGGAGAUGCUGUGCUUGGAGGCCAUAUGCAGCAAAUUUUACAAAGAAAAUUUAAAUUGUAAUUACUGUCUACAUAAAAUCUGUACUUCUAAUAUACCAAACGUGGUAAUUUUAUGGCAACCCAAAUUAUGCAUGAUACAUUUUAUGUUCCUAAAAUAACAAAGUGGUUUUCAAUUUGUAAAGAGUGUGAAAAAGAAUCAUUGCCUGUUUUUCUGUUUCCCCCACAAUUUCUGUCUCUUCCCCCCACCCAAAAAAGAGAAAAACAUUCCCACCCUUUUGACCAUGGUUUCAAAAUUUCCAGAAAUUUUACAGGUAGGAUAAAGUGAAAAGGAGUGGUGGGUCUUUUUGAUGUUGCUGGAUUGUAGCUUCCAUCAUCCCUGACCAUGGGCCAUGCUGUCUCCUUGCUGAUGGGAGCUGGAACCCAACAACAUCUGCAAGACCACAUGUUCCCCACCCCGGUUUGCAUAGACACACUACCCAUAUCUAUGGCAACGUCCUCCUCCUCCCCCCACUUUCUUCCAGCAUGCAGCUGUUGGGAUUCAACCAUUUUCUCUUUCUUUUCAGAUCCCGGAAAUGAACUCUGUUGCAACAUCUCCCAUAAAGCCCACUCAAGAGGAGCAUGCUCUGACCCCUCCUGGCAAGGUUAUUGCCGUCAGCACCCGGAGUCCAGGCUGUGCACGCAAUCAGCCUGCCCUUCACAAGAAAACCUUUCCCCCCAGUAUCACCUCCAGUUCCUCAGGUGAGUCAGUUGUUGAGAUGAACUGGUUCUGUGUAGCCCUAAGACAAAGUAUUAGUUUUCAGCAUUUCUACCGUUCAGGAAAGCAUUGGUCUGCCAUGGGGUCCUGACACAUCUGUCACAGAAUCUCUCUGUUUGCAGAGGACUCCAGAAAUGUUCUAGGCUGCAUGCUUACUUCACUCAGGGUACAGGUUUAGGUGGGCUUGGCUGUUGUCCUGCAUAAACAUAGAAAGCAUUCUGACCCCAUACCCUGUUGCUGCUCAUGAUAGAUGAAUAUUGGAAAAGUUGGACAAGUUGUCUUUCAGGGAAGCUUCUCUGCUUUUACUGAACUUUUUUUGAGGAACCUUGUUAAGCUUCUGGGGAUUUUUCUGCAGAAAAAUUGCAGAGUAGUUGAGAAUGUCUGUACUUGAAGCUGUGCUUGCUUGAUUUGUUUUUCUGAUGUUGAUGGAGAUAGAGGCUAUUUUGGCCAAGGCCAGAUUACCAGCCUAACAAGGCCCUAGCUUAGGACCCAUGAUUUUCAUUAUAUACUGCUGCAGUCUAUUUAUAUUUCAUUUUAAAAUCAUCAGUUAUAAAGGGGCUCUUCUCAGUGACCUGGCCCAUGAUUUUCAUAAUACUGUGCUGCUUUGUUGAACAGGAAAAAAGCAUAAGUGGUCCACAGGGAUCCCAAUAGCCCCUGUGUAUCCAUUGAGCUGUAGGUCUGUACUCUGAGGGAAGACAACUGAUUUUAUCUCAGAGAUGAGGCAGGAAUAAUGUGGUGGGGGUUUUGCGCAGGGGGUCCCUUCCAACUCUGCAGUUCUGUGAUUCCUCAGCUGUUUGUUCCAUGAAACGUCAUGAUAAAGCUAUUCAGUUUCUAAUUAAUUUGGCUCACCCUCCCUAACAACAAAUGUGGAUUGGUGGAAGCAUUCUUUGCCUCCAAAGAUUUCUAAUUGGAAAUUGCACUUGACUAAUUCCCAUGAAUGCUUGUAUUUUUAUUGACCCUACCAGGUUUGAGAAAUCACUCUGGACCUCUCUUGGUGGCUGGUCCUUCAGGUUCCACGAGUGCAGAUGCAGAUGGUGGCCUCUUUGCUGUUCCCACAACUCUCCCACCCAACAGCAGGCAUGGGAAGCUUUUCUUGCAAAGUAAAGAAGCAGAGCUAACCUUCCGGCAGCGCUUGGAUACAAUCAGUGUAAGAUUUAUUUAUUUAUUACGGUAUAUGUUGAACUGUAAGGUGUGCAGAUGUGAUCAAGGUGCUCAUAAGGAAUAAAUACAGCUGCCCCCAAAACUUGCAGAUCAAGAGAGAAUUUAUUCCAUGCCACAAACCAAGUCACCCUGUUCUACAGCAUUUCGAUUUUGGAAAUGCUUUAUCUUCCUAAUCUGUUUUAGAAGGCCCUGGAGUUAGGCUGAUCUGUGUUUGGUAAAAAACUUGGUUGUAGGGACACAAUGCGGGUUUCAGCCUAGAAGGUUGAUGGUGCUCUCUUGCUUCAUUGUUUCUUUAUAAGUGGGGUUGAAAUGCUCAAGUCCUCCUACAUACUCCACAGGCAGAAGCAUUCAGCUUUCAAUGAGCUGCCUCUGGUGUGGGGAGCCACCACUGCCCUAGAGUUCUGCCCUGCCUCAUGUGCAGCAACAGGGUCUGCACUGUCUGCUGCCUUUGGUUCAGGCACCUUCAGCCUGAACUUCCCUUCCCAAGAUUACCUGCAUAGGAUGGGUGGAGAGCCAUGGGGAAGCAGGUGUUCAAGAGUAAAGAGAAGGUGCAUUAACACAAUCUAUCCCUGCCAAUCUAGGCUGCACUUUUUAGGUGGCUAACAAAGCCUCAAGUCUCAUGCCUGAUGAGCAAAAUGAUGUGUGUUACAAGUUCCCUUUGUUUCUCUUCAGAUGCAAUCUGAUUUCUUCUUGCCAAAGCCGAGGAAACUGCAUAACAGACAUCUGCGAAAACCACUGGUAGUACAGGUCAGAGGAAAGACUAAUUGAAAUGUAUCUCUUGCAUGUCGGGUAGUUUCAUCUAGUAGUUUUCAUAUGACCUUUUCUCUCCAUCCACAUGGACAGUUCCUACUAUUUCCUGCUAUGCAAUGGUCUGCUUUUUAUUGUGCAAACAUUGCCAGAGACUCUCAACUAGUGCUAGCUGUUUCAAUAUGUGUUUCAAAUGGAACUCAUGUGAAUACCUGCAAGGAAAUGUUGGGAAACCAGAGAAAGGCAUUUCUUUAUCAUGUCAGAUGGGUCAGUGUGAGAGACCUGCAUCUUCUCAGAACUCAUUGCUGGUGUUUGAUUCUGACAUCGUAAAGGCAUGCAUCUUUGACCAUCCUCUAGCGCAAGAAUGAGGAAUAUUUUCCCACCCAAGAGCCCCAUUCCCUUUUGGGCAGCCAUGCACAAACUACAUGCCAGUGGUGAGUGAGACCAGAGGCAAAAGUGGGCAGAGUCUAGUGUGUGAUGGAAAAAAUUAAUGUUGGUAGCACCCCUGAAGCAUCAUAAAUGUACCAUGUGAUGCUUUUCCCUGUGGUCAUGUGGGAGCUAUCCAGGAUACCUGUCCUAGCCCCACCCCAACCUAGGAGAUAUAGGGAAACAUGGUCUAGGAUCCUAAAAUGUUGCCUGCACGACCAGCAUUCAUGGUAAGUUGCCAGUGCUGCAUUUCCUAAGUUGUUCUUUUUAAAGGCAUCUUGCCUUGCCUUUUUCAGAGAACGCUGCUUCCCAGGCCAUCUGGAAAUUCCUCCCAGCACGUCUGUUCCUUCUCCAUCUUAUCAAACUCUUCUGCAACAGGUGAGCUUCAACUGUGUAUAUACUCCAAACGGGGUGUUUAGUUUACUCUAUGAAAGACUAGUGAAAUACUCUUCCACUAGUUUCAGCCCCUCCCUCCCUACCAAUGAACCCUUCUACCCAUGGAGUAUUUUACAGCCCUUUCUGUGUUUUACCACCCCAACAGCCCUGGGAGGUAGGACACUAUUUUACUUGCUUCUGCAUGUGAAUACAACCUCCUCUCUGAGGAACCUGGAAUAGCAAGCACACUUGCAGGGAAGUAAGCCCCAUGGAAAUCUGUGGAUCCUGUUUCUCAGCAAAUUCUGCACCAUUAAUACCCCCGUGAAGUGUGUAAAGAUUAGAGGUUCACAAGACUUGAAUAGUUUGAGGGCGUAAGCUUGUGUUCCUCCUAUUUCUUGCCUAUAGUUCCACUUAAUUUCACAGAGUUCUUCCUCUCAUGCAGAAGGACAAUAUUGUCAGUAAAAACAUUGAAAUGGAAGCUGGAUUUGCUUUGAUAGUAGACAUGACACUUUGUUGUGGACUCUCCUUCGCUGGAGGUUUUUAAGCAGAAGUUGGAUGGCGACUUGUCAUGGAUGCUUCAGUUGAGAUUCCUGCAUUGCAGGGCGUUGGACUUGAUGACUCUCGGGAUAUCUUCCAAUACUACAAUUCUAUGAUUAUUGUAGGUGCCAUUUGCAGUAAAUGGUCCUGUCUUCUGUAUGUCCCACUGGGGAGAGAAUGAGAACUGGCCAUAAGAAGGGGCGUAGCUCUUUGGCUGUCUAUGACAAUGUUUCCCACCUUUAAAAAAAUUCAUGCUUUUACUUCGUUUUUAGGAAGAGGAUCUUUUCGGCCGAUCCAGUCUUCACUUACAAAAGCAGCUGUGUCCCGUCCCAUUGUUCCCAAGGUCCUUCCAGCUCAAGCCACCAACCAUCUGUCCAGUAGGUUUCUCCUUGGAAGGCGGUGGUUCGGGGAGGGCAGGUUUAGCAGGAAUGUUAUGGUAGCUAUAAUGACAGAAGCGACUACUCUUAAUCAUUUUACAGCCAUUAAUUUUGUCUUCUCUCCCCUUCUCUGAUUUCCUGUUGCACUCAAUAAAUACAAGUUUAGAUUUUCAACUAGAACGUAGAUGUUUUCAUCUAGCAGAAGCAGGAGUGCCUUGCCCUGAGAGGCUGAGCCGCAACAAUAGCCUUCUAGCAGUCAGGUCACUGGGUUGUAUCUAGUACUAGUUCUCCUUGGAUUAGACCCAUUGAAAAUAAUGGAAAUGGCUAACUUGGGUCCAUUAAUUUCCAUGGGUCUACUCUGAGUAAAGGGCCGCGGGUGGCGCUGUGGGUUAAAGCCUCAGCACCUAGGACUUGCCGAUCGAAAGGUCGGCGGUUCGAAUCCCCGCGGCGGGGUGCGCUCCCGUCGCUCGGUCCCAGUGCCUGCCAACCUAGCAGUUCGAAAGCACCCUCAGGUGCAAGUAGAUAAAUAGGGACCGCUUACUAGCGGGAAGGUAAACGGCGUUCCGUGUGCUGCGCUGGCUCGCCAGAUGCAGCUUGUCAUGCUGGCCACGUGACCCGGAAGUGUCUGCGGACAGCGCUGGCUCCCGGCCUCUAGAGUGAGAUGAGCGCACAACCCUAGAGUCUGUCAAGACUGGCCCGUACGGGCAGGGGCACCUUCUUUACCUUUUACUCUGAGUAAAACCAAGUUGGAUACACACAACUGCUAUUCCUCUCACAGAACUACAAUUCACAGAGUGGUUUAAUAACCAAUCCGUCUUUCCAGGGAACUCUUGAGAACUGUAGCUCUUGGAAGGGGAAUAGGGGUCUCCUAACAACUCUCAACUCCCUUAACAAAUGCCAUUCCCAGGAUUCCUUGGGGAGAAGUGAAACAGCCAUUGGAAGUGGAACAAUACUGCUUUAAAUGUCUAGUGCAGAUGGGGCCAUCUGAUUUUUUGUUUGAGGAGGCAUUUAGAUGGCAGAGGUGUGGAUGAUGGCUCCAGAUUUUGUAGAGCAAUCACCCACAACAAUGUACCAGCGGAUCGCUUUCCUUGCUUGCUACAUAGUUAUUGAAUAUAGUACGUACAUAUUCAUUCUCACAGGAUAUGCCUCCCUGGAUGAUAGUGGAUAAGAUUGUAUCCUUUAAAUUUAAUAACACUCCUUUCAAGCUGCUGGAAUUCAUACCAGUACAGACCUCAGAACUAAUAGGACCAAAGGCAUAAUUACCUGCAAGAUAUAUCAAGUUGAAAACCAAAGGGAACACUGAAAUUUUUGCUCCUAUAUGUUGAACUGAAAAUUUGAGAUAAAAGGCGCUGAAUUGGUGAUCUAUAUUAAUAAUUCAGUGUCAGAAAGAACUACUAAAAAUAACUUUGGCACAUAUCAACUCCUACAGAAAAGCUGUUAAGACCUAUUGCCCAUGUAUAAGACAGCAGUUUGACUUCGUGGAUUGCUGAAAGAAGACUUCUCUUAGCUUUCUGUUCUUUGUUCAAAGGUGCUAUUGACUUAGCAGCCCAAAGUGCCGGUAUUAUUCCUGGCAGUCCUUUGCCUGUUCUGGAUACUGAAGGCCUGUCGGGCGUAUCCCCACUGUCACCGGAUGCAGUGACCGCGGUGGUUUCAGGGCAAGAUUCAACAGCGGCACAUCACAACGGAGGCUCCAUUGUUGCGGUCAGUUUUCUUUUCUGUUAAGGCCUACAAAGGUUUAAUUCUUGUAGAACUGAUUCUAGGCUACUGCUGGAUAGAACCUUGCAAUGUGCAUGAUAGACUAACAUGGCCAAAAGCCCAGCGAUAUCACCCAACAUCGCUGUGAUGGCUUGUCUAUUAUUUUCUCCCUCCCUUGGACCUGCAGUCAAAGAGUUUGGUGCUUAUUUAAAAUCAAAGUGUGAAAUUCAGCAUUUCACUCCCUCCUCUUACUGCUUUAUUCUAUAAUUUUCUAGACUGUUCAGCAUUAACAAUAACAAAAAGCAUGAGCAGUACACAAAAUAAAAUGUGGCAUGAAAUAAAACAUAACAUAUAAAUAGUAUAGAAACAAUAAAAUAUAACAAUAGAAGUACAAAAAACCUCAGUCUUAGGGGUAAGGAAAGGCCUGAAUCCAGGGUGAAAUGGCUCAAGAUAAUAAGUUUCCUCCAAGAAUGUGCAGCUAAACUCUCAUUACCCUCUGAAGUACCUUGCCCAGAAAGAGGGCAUUUUCAACUGGACAAUAUUUGUCAAGUAGCUUAGGGUCCUCUGCAGUACACAGUUACCUUCAUUGUGUACAUUCCUAGUCCCUUUGGGGAACCUGUAGCACUCUGGAUGACAUUGGACUACAGCUCCCAUCAUCCCUUACCAUUGACCAUACUGACUAGGGCUCAUGGCCGUGAUGUCCCCUGAUGGGCUAAAUUAAAUCCUGUGUUAACUGCACGUGCCUGUUCCCAACAGGCACACAAAGUCAAACUGAGAAGAAUUUCACGCCACUUAUCCUGCUCAGUUCAGCUUGCAAACUGCUUCCUUUGUUCAGCAGCACCUGACAUCAGGUUAUAAGUGGCUGGCCUGUGUACCUGUCAGAUUUGGCCAGUAAGGACAAUCCUGAUAAGGAUUUGGCCCGUGGAGCCAAAAGGGUUCCCCAACCCUCCUGCAAACCAUGCAUUCCCCUCCUUCCAUACCAUCCAGUGUCUUGGGUUUUCCCAGCGUGUUCUAAAAUUCUGGCAGGAAAAUCCUCAUGGGGCGAGCGUGUUACAAAUGAUACGUAAAACUGUUUCAGCAAAUCUAAAUUCUGAAUUUGGAUUUCUUUGGCAAGGUGGAUUUUGCUGGGGCAGGAACUGAAUAAAUCUAGUCCCCAUGAGAGCAGUGGAACAGGCACAUUACAGCCUGCCCUUGUUAAAUAUGUAUUCUCCAUCCCCUGAAAGUCUGAUUUGGUCGUUCUUGGUUGCACUUUCCAGGGCUCAAGCAGCGAGUGUCAGGUUCCAUUUCUUGGCCUACCACCAUGCUCUGAGCAGGAGGCAAUCCCGGAUGGCUUCCAGGUAAAAUACAAGCUUUUCGAUUGACAACUACUUGACCUUCAGGGUGACAAACACCUUUUUCUUUUCUGCUGCAUAUUAAUGCUUUAUGUGAAACCCAGAGUUGAGCUUCCUGGGGUAUGUUUAUUAAAGGUCACAGUCCAUCACACUUUCGCUGCGUGAGAAUUGUAUGUAGGCACCUUGUUAGAAGCUUUCGUCCAUUUAGCAGAGUUUCUGGGAAGCAGUGGUCAGCAGUUGAAGUUACACUUUGAGAUGAAACACUCACAUCGACGCUGUACACCUCAAUCAAGUGAUAUUGCUUGACCGGUCAUAAGUGCAUCACGGUGGCACUAUUUUCAAUCUUUAUAGCAAUAGCUGUAAUGGCAUACUUAAGUUUCAGUCCCACUUUCUCUUUAGCAACAACGUAGGCAAUGACACAGUCCAUCACAAUGUUUUCCUGAAUAUGAAUUGUCAUUGUGGAAGCUAUUGCAGUCAAAAACUGGAGACACGUCAGCCUGGCAUCCACUGACCUGCCUCCUGCUUGGUUCCACACUUUGCAAUAAGGAACUUUGUUUCUGAAUGCUGUCCCUUUGCUCUCUUAUAGAAGGACAGGGACAUGAAACAGCCAGGCAGAUGGCUCAUUCCAAUCCACCAGGCUUUGUAUACUUGGAAAUCCUUGCAGGCAGUUAUAGAAGGGCAGCACAAAACUUUGAUAGCCAUAGGGACACUUGUUUUAAUCCCAAACAUGAUCUCCUCUCUGCUUUCAAUGUGCUUUAGAAACAUAGUAUUUGUUGACUGAUUUAAGUGCUCUCACUGCAUGUACGUAUGUAUGUACGUACGAACAUACAUAUGUACGUGUAUAUAUACACACACACACACACACACACGUGCAUAUAUACAAAGAGCAAAGAAGCUUCCCCCGACCCCAGCCCCCAGAACGGGUCCAAGAGCGAUGGCGAAGUUGCGCGCAGCUUCACCAUCGCUCUCGGAGCUUGCGGGGCUGGGGGCGGGGGUGGGGGAAGCCGGAGCUUCCCCUGACCCCAGCCCCCAGAACGGGUCCGAGAGCGAUGCCGAAGUUGCGUGCAGCUUCGCCAUCGCUCCCGGGGCUUGCGGGCUGGGGGGAUAGCUUCCUGAAGCCUGGAGAGCGAGAGGGGUCGGUGCGCACCGACCCCUCUCGCUCUCCAGGCUUCAGCGAAAGCCUGCAUUCGCCCCAUAGGACGCACACACAUUUCCCCUUCAUUUUUGGAGGGGAAAAAGUGCGUCCUAUAGGGCGAAAAAUACGGUAUAUAUAGGUGAUGAGCAUAGUGACUGCUGCAGCACUAGCAAUUGGCAAUAACUCUAGCAGUGCAAGAUUCCAGGGGUCUUGGUACUUAACCCAGAUUUGUGCUUCCUUUGGAAUAAGGCACAGUGGAAGCUAUGGUGUCUUUAUGAUGCAUGGUUUUAUUUACACACAUUUAUAACCUGAGCCUACAGUGGUGGGAUUUCCAGCAUUCACAUCUCAAGAGCGACUUGCUUCCUACAGAAGCACAGCAUUGGAUUCAAAGGCAGCCAAACAGCCAUCUCUUAUGUCUCUUUCUCAGCCUUUUCUAGCCAGCCAGCCAAGAGUUCUGGGAGAUCUGAUUUCCACCAUAACCACCACCAUCUAGAGUGUUUUGUUGGCAGUGUUAACUUUUUGUUGCCCUGACCCCAGUUUUGUGUAGCUUUCUGAUCCGUAGGUAUAGUUUUCCCAUCUGUAAAAUCAGAAGUUAGAGUGACCAUAUGUCUGUGCCAGAUUGGAAAGAGGGGCAUAGAUGGGCAGUUUACCAUGACAAUAGCUUGUUGGUUGGCCACACACUUUGCAUGCGGAUGAUCCCAGGUUCAGUCCCUGGCAUCUGCAGGUAGACGGUGCUAAGUAAGGUGGACCAGUUCUAUCCUUCAAUUUUAGGAAGCUUUCUGUGUUCAAAGAAAUAUAGGCAGAAUUGCUAACUCCUAGUUUGAUUGAUUCCUAUGCCUUUAAAAUCAAAGUAGCAGUGCAACAAUUUCAGAAAAUAUACAAAUAAUGACUUAGAAAUAUUAUUAUAUCUGCUUGCUGCCACAGGGAGCACCUGUCCUUUCUCUACCAGAACUGCCAAAAACCUCUCUCCAGAAUGGUCUCGCCACUCCUCCGCUACCCUCAUCUGAUGCUUCUGGUACCCAUUUGUCUCCUCCCAAUGUCUCUGCUUUAUUGGAUAUCUCUCUUCCUGGACCCCCUGAGGAUGUUCUGUCUCAAGGAGAACCUGCUACUCAGAUCAGUGACUCUAUCAUUGAAAUAGCAAUCAGCUCUGGUCAAUAUGGUAAGAGAUGAAACUAUUCUAAAUAGCUAAUCAGUGGUUAAGCAUCCAAAAGAAUUGUUACAGCUGUGAUUCUGUCAGGAUUUUUAGUAGAGGAAUGUUCUCUUGAAAGUCGGCUGUGCAUUUUUACACAUACUUCUGUGUCUCUGGCAGAGCUGUUUUUUAACUCUCUGGAUUUAACUGAGCAGAUGUUCUUGACAGAAUUGCAUCUUAAUUUUGACAGUAGAUCAUGGAAGUAUUUCUUUUGAACCCUCCCUGAGUCAAGGAGAAUAUCACUUGUUUAGGCCUCUUAAAAUUGGGCCUCUCACUAUUGCCCCAUUUAGAUUCAAAGCCAGGCAGAUCAAGGGACAAGUUUUUGUAAGUUCUGCAGUAGGGAGUUGUGUUGACUAUUGUUGCUGCUCUGCUAUGGUUGGGAGGGGGUAAUUUGGACGUCUUGUCUGCUGUGUGGCCCACAUCAAGCAUUUGUUUGGAUUAUGUCAGGAAGGAAGUCAUAUCUGUGUGCAAUGCCCACGCCUCCUUAAGGACACAGUCUCCAACUGUUUGUCAUACGGAAUUGGUCACUUUCUUUUAAUAGGCGAGAAUGUUCCUCUGUCCCCAGCAAAGCUGAAUGGCAGCGACGGCUCGAAAAGUCUUCCAUCCCCUUCCUGCAGCCCCCAGCAGAACUGGAUUGCCUCUCCUAGUCAUGAUCCACAGUGGUACCCCAACGAUUCCACAGACUCUUCCCUCAGCAGCUUAUUUUGUGAGUAGUACUGCACAGGGGAUUACAUUGGUUGUAAUCUGGACUUUUUUACUGGACUUGCAAUUCUCCCCCCUCCCCCCUUCUUUCUCCUGAGGGUAGGGGUUGUCAGCUUUGUUCAUUGCCAAAGCUCAUGCUCUAGAGACGACCCAUCUUAAAUUAAAUGUAGUGAAAAACGUCAACAUACUUUUUCAUGAACAUGGGUGAAAGUCACACGGGGAUUGUGCCAGUCCAUGUGGUAGGCUAGGGGAAUGGCAGGAGCAAUGGUACCAGUGACACAAUCCAAGCCCAGCAUUGCUAUGACACUGUUGCAAACAACAGUAACUUUGUACACCUUUCCCCCAUUGCCCCUACUACAGUGGUACCUCGCAAGACAAAAAACUCGCAAGACAAAAAACUCGCUAGACGAAAGGGUUUUUUGUUUUUUGAGCUGCUUCGCAAGACGAUUUUCCCUAUGGGCUUGCUUCGCAAGACGGAAACGUCUUGCAAGUUUGUUUCCUUUUUCUUAACACCGUUAAUACAGUUGCGACUUGACUUCGAGGAGCAACUCAUAGAACGCGGCGUGGUAGCCUUUUUUGAGGUUUUUAAAGACUUUGGUGAUUUUUGAAGCUUUUCCAAAACUUUCCCGACACCGUGCUUCGCAAGACGAGAAAAAUCGCAAGACGACAAAACUCGCGGAACGAAUUAAUUUCGUCUUGCGAGGCACCACUGUAAUACUGUUUCCUUCAUUGUAUUUAUAAAAUUAAUUAUUGAAACAGAGUAUUGUGGAGUUGGAAGGGACCUCGGGGGUCAUCUAGUCCAACCCCCUGCAAUGCAGGAAUCUUUCGCCCAACAUAAGGCAACAUCCCAUGACCCUGAAAUUAAGAGUCUUAUGCUCUACGAACUGAGCUAUCCCUGUCCUACUAUUCACAAAAGAAUUUUACAACAAUUGUACAUAAAACCAUAUGAAAGUUUAAAAUAUGAGGUCAGUUAACUAUCACAAAAUGAUAUUUUCUUAACUGGCAGCACAGAAAAGUUUUGAACAGGCACUUAAAGGUUGAAACAGAAGGUACCUGCUGAAUAUUAGCAGAGUAUUCUACAGUACUGGGGUAACGACACUAGAAGCUCAAUUUCUUGUUGCUGUCAAAUGAGCCUCACUAACUUGGAGAACAACUAACUGUGCUCUUGAAGGUGAUCUCAGUGAUUGAGCUGGGAUAGAAGUAUUUAAGCCAGUGAUGGCCAAACUUGGCCCUCCAGCUGUUUUGGGAUUACAACUCUUAUCAUCCCUAACUAACAGGACAAGUGGUCAGGGAUGAUGGGAAUUGUAGUCUCAGCACCUGGCCAUCACUGGCCAACAAGUUUGGCCAUCACUGAUAAGGUAAUCUGGACCUAAGUAGUUCAGGGCUUUAUAAAUUAAUUUAAGGACCUUGCACCUGUCUCAUAGUAGAUGAGCAGCCAAGUGCAUAUGUUUUAACAAUUGUGUCACAUGUUCUCGGCUAGAUGCCCCCAUCAGGAAUCUGGCUGCUACAUUCUUCACCAGCAGAAGCUUCCAAAUCAUGACCAAGGGCAGCCCCAUAUAGAGCUCAUUGAAGUAAUCCAGCUUCAAGGUUACCAAGACAAGGACUAUCCAUGUCAAGCUGUCCAUGUCCAGGAAUAGCCGCUGCUGGCAAAACAGACAAAGCUGGCAAAAGGCACUCCAAACCACAAAGGACAGUUGGACCUCUCGUGAUGGAGAUGUAUCCAGGAAUGCCCUCAAAAUAUGCACCUCCUCCUUCAAAUGGAGUGCCAUCCCAUCCAAAAUGGGUGGUUUGCCUCUCCCAGAGAACCACCCAAGCAAAGAGCACUCAUCUUCUCAGGAUUCAAAUACAGCUUAUUGGCCCUCAUCCAUGAAUUUUUAUUUCAUUAUUGAUUGUUACUGUUUAAUCUUAUAUUUAGCAGUGCCUGUACCUACUAUCCAAAUGCAGUCUUUAAAUGAACAAAGAGAGUCACAACCAGCCCAUAAACCAGCCCUCAGAAUCCUCAAAAUGCCAAUUCUGAAAGCUGAGCAUAUUGGCACUUAUUUACUUGUCUUGCCAGAAACUUGAAGGUUUGCUUGGUUGGUUUUUCCUAAUCAAAAAUUGUGUUAUUUACAGUAUCAAGUAAUGUAUUAUAUGAGGUACAUAAUAAUAUACCAAUGAUGUGCAUAUUGAUAUGCUAGUAUAUGUCCAAAACAUUCUGCAUCCCCUACAGUUGAGGAGGUAAUUUUUUUUUAGGGUUUAGCCCAGUUAAAUCAGGUACACACAUCUUGAUUAUAUGUUAAAAAGUGGGUAAAUAGCUUGUAGGAAGCUCUUUGUACCUCCCCCAUCCCUCAAACCUAGCAAUUAAAAUACUGACUGGCUGACUUUAUCAUUUUGUUUUUACAGCAAGCUUCCUUUCCCCAGAAAAGGGACGGAAAAUGCUGCCAACCUCUACUAGUAGUAACACAAGCAGCACCUCCUUAUUGGGACCGAGUCUGCUGGAUGGAAACUCGCGGGACUCUUUUGUGUCCCGGUCCCUGGCAGAUGUAGCUGAGGUACGUCCAUAUUUAAUUGGUGCUAUGCUGUGCCAGCCUUCAGCUGAAAGAGGGAUAGUAGUCUUGUGACACUUAGCGUAGAAGUAUUUUUUCCAGACUUCCCCCUUUCCAGGUAAUUAAUCAAAGCAUGUGUUAUAAUUGAAUUUUAACGUUUGAAAGGGAAAAAUCCACAAAUCCUGAUGCAAAGUCAGCAUCCCCUAUGUACAUAAUGGAAAAGAUGGUAUUUCCCAGCAGCAAAAUACUGGUUUUGAGUGCAAUAAUGGAAAAAUGCAGUAAUUGCUGCAACAGAAGUUCCAUCUUCUUCAGGGAAAACCUCCGGAUCUUGCACAAUGAAUUAGCAAUCCAGCUAAUUUGUUCUGUUGGAACUGGCUAAGGAGAGGAAUCCCCCCCCCCACCAUUUAAUUAUAGGACCAAGGCUGGUGACACAGGAUUGCUAAACUGCAGUUGCUUCCCUUUUUAGUUGCUGGAGAGUGCACUGAACGGAUGAAUGGAUGUGCGGGUUCGGCAUGUGACUCAGCCUUUCCUAUUUAGUAUUUAACACAAAACUGAGAAUUCCAGUAAUCUCUGUAUUCUUUUUUUGAUCUCCCCUAGUGGAGGAAGGCAUCCUCCCACUUGCUUUAAUUUGCAGGGUUUAUUAGAUUUGGAAUCCUCAUAACUGUUUGGUAUAGAAAGAAUGGCCUUUUCCUCUUCUGGCCAUAGCUGUUCUGCAGCGGCAGGACUUAGGACGAGCUCUGCUGUCAUUUCCCAUUAAUUUUCAUUUAUUUCACAUAUUUGUAAGCCACCAUUCAAGACUAUAGGCUUCCUGAGGCAGAUUACAUCAAUAACUUUGGAAUGCUCCCCAAUGCACAGCAUCACCACCAACCCACAUACAAACACAGCUCCCUCAGGGAGAAGAGUUCUAGUCCUCCACUUCUUGGGUUCUCUUGUGCAUUCGGGGAGCUUUUGACUUAGCAGGAUUUCCAAAGCUGUGAGCUGCUCACCUGAACUCUGCCCUAGUACUGUAAUGUAUUUAUCUAUUUGAUUUCUUGCCUGCCACUCACCUUGUUACAAUGAUUUUAAAAUACAGUAUUUAAAACAGUUAAAACAGAUUACAGUCAAGGCAGUGGGGUGGGUCCUAAAAUGAAAAUCUUGGGUAUCAAAGGCCAGGUUAAAGAGGUGCAUCUUCAGCGUGGUAUGAAAACUACAUAAUGCAGGUGUCAAACACAGCAGGGAGGGAGUUCCACAGCUUAGGGGUGGCCUUUUUUCCUGAACAUUUGGGUCGCCCCCCUGCUGGAACAUAAUAAAAUGCACAAAUCUGCAGUUUCUUCUCAUGACCCACUGUACGUCUUGCUCUCCAGAGUCUCUAAACUCGAGCAUUAUAGGCAGAAUAAUUUGCAGAGUGUAGUCAUAGCACAGAUUUUGGAUGUGCUCAGUGCAGCAUCCAGGAUUUACUUUUCCCUGCUGAGUACACCCAACCUGGCCUAUGUUCAGUUUAGCUUCUCCAGACUUUCUGAUAUGGCCAAGCAAAAGUGGCAAGACCUAAACUGUAAAUAACCUACCCUCUCUUUUCUCCCCCAUCCCCUUCUUUGCUUCUAGAUAGUAGAUUCCCAGCUGGCUUGCAUGAUGAAUGAGAACAGUAUAGAUUACAUAUCUCGUUUCAACGACCUUGCCCAGGAGCUGUCAAUACCUGAGCCAAACCGCCGAGAGAUCCACUUUGAUGGAGGAAGUGAUGGCCCUCCCAUUGGUGACCUCUCUCAGUGAGCACAUUCACCCAGCUGGCUGGUGGAAACCAUUGAACUAGCUAUGUAACCUGGAGAGAAGUGAUGUCAUAGCUAUGCAGUGGAUACUUUUGUUGUCCUGAUUAGAGCAUGCCUCAUAAGAAGAUCAGUGUUGUCUUCAACAGUCUACAGUUCCUGGAAUGUGCAAUAUGCUAGGAACAAUACAACUGGGAGCAGUAUUAUAGGAAAUGACAUGUGUAAGCUGAUUACAGUACUAGUGGAGUUUACAAGACAGCCCCGGAUUUAUGCUCUGGGCAAGAAAUCCCACAAGCUAUGUUUUUAUACAGUAAACCAAACCCUUGUUGUCAUAUCCGCAUUUAAGCUGGAGGGUGGGGGUGAUAAGAUGGUAUGCUAUUUUUUUAAUCUUUUUUUUAAAAAAAAUAAUGAAUAAAUAUACUCCUCUCUUAGUCUAUCACAAUUGGCAUUGUUGACCAGUCAGUCAGAUGGAUAAUUCCUUGCACUUUCCUGUCAGGCAGCAGUUAAUACCACUUUGCUUUUACCAGAAUUCUUUUUGACUCACUCACAUUCAUCAACAUUCCAGCAUGGUGUGAAAAGUGCUGUGUCUGUUCCUACUUUAGAAAGAAAAACUGGAGUAGGAUCCGAGAGCCCCUUAAGAAUGCUCCUUUCCUUAUUCUUGUAGAUGGGUGUGGUGUGCCGGUGUGCCUGUGCACAUGUGUGUGCACAUGAAUAUAUGCACACCACCUUAACCAGCAUCCCUUUGACUGAUUCUGCUUGCUUGCUUUUAGUUUUUAGUUUUUACAGCAAAUACUUCCUGAUGCAAAGGUGGUCUUACUCCCCAAGGGCUCUUAUAUUCCAUUUUUCUCUUGAGGAAUAGAAACUUUUUCAGGAGGCUCUCUAACCUCACUCCCAAUUCAUUCUCUUUCCCCUUGUUAACUUCUCUGCAUAUUUCCCUCCUUCCCUUUUAAAUAUUCACUUGCUUUAUCUUAUGAAUUCUGCAAGCAGGAAGCAUUUUACAGUACUCUUUCCUGUGACAGUAGAAAGGUAAUGCUUUUACUUUGUCCAGCAAAUGAGGUGAGAAAGCUGCUAUUCCACUUUUGUAAAGUUAAUUCCCACAUGGCAGUUCAAGUUGUUCAGCUCCUUCAUGAAAGCCUAUAUAAACUGCAUUCUUUAGGAUAUGCUAUUUACUUGUGGGUAAUGGGAAACCUUUAAUCAAUACUAGUGUGAAAUUAAGCAGAUUUAAAAAAAAACUAGCUGGAACUCUGCUUUGCAAACAUGACCUGUUCUCUGGUGAUAACCCCUCACCCUUUACUGUUUUUAUCAAGCAUUAGAUGGGAAGGUGACUUUAGAAGCCUGCCCACAGUGGUGAGGUGGUCUCACUAGAAUGACUUUCCCUGGCAAAGGGACCUAAAAGUCACUGCCAAUCUCCAAUGGUUCCUGCAUUUCUGGGACCGGAAUCGGGACCCCUUUUCUGAAACUGUUCCUGAAUCAUUCUGUCUUCAAGGGCAGUCAAGCAGUCUGCUAGUAUAUCUCCAAGCUCUGCAUAUUUGCAGAACUGGAGAGGCUGUCCUAGGUUUAAAGACUUAAUUUGUGUUAUAUUUGUGUUCAUCUCUUGAAUGGCUGAGCUCAUCACCUGAACAGGAAACUGUCCACAACUUCAGUUUUCGUAGGAGAGUAUCAGAAUCAUGUAUACUUUCGUGGGAUUAUCAUAGCAUUGUCCUUCCCUGACAUUAUUGUCGUUUUUUUGCAAAUAAUCCCUCUUUCUAGGAUUCUGCCAUGGUUACUUAGGAGCACACAUUUGUAAUACUUCAGGGCAAAAGCAUUCUUGCCAUCCCCUGUUACUGAUUAUCAGACUAGUGGUCCGGCAGUUUGGAAAGCCCCAUACAGCUCUUUGUGUGCUGGGGCUUGCUUAUUCUCUUCUAAAAGCAGACAGAAUGUUUUGUAAAAUGCAAUGAUGCAUUCAUGUGAGUGUGUGAAGGCUUUUCAUUAUAGAAGAAAAUUUGGACUCUUUGUGUAUGGUGAUUUCUGAUUAUGCAUUUAGCAACAUGGCCUAGAUACCGCUGUGCCAAAACAUGUUUAUUCUACCUGUCUGCAUUUUUUUUGCAGGAGCAUUUCAGGCAGAGCCCAUUUUCUGAUCCGUCCUUGAAAUGUUAUCAGUUCUAUCGUCCACAAAAGGCCUUUGUUCAUAUGAGACAUUGCCUGUGGACAUUUACGUUAAUUCGUUAUAGGUCUGCAGGUGUGGGUGGGUUGGUUUUUUAAUGAAAUCAUUUUUAACAUUCUGUUUCUGAUGUAGGGAGCCAUUGGCCCUCCAGGUGUUGCUGAACUGCAAUUCCUAUCACCCCUAUCCAUUGGCCAUACUUGUUGGGACUGAUGGGGGUAUCGUUCAGAAACAUCUGUUCUUUUUGAUUAUAGUCUCUUAUGCCACACCAUUUCCAUUCCUCCUAUUACUAAAAGGAUGGAUUUGUAGCAAGCUUAUGAAUCCCUCCAUGUGCCCAGAUUAUUUACCAGCCUUACAGCUUAAUGGGAUCUGCAAAUUUGUCCUUUGUGUGCUGACAGAUUUACCUUCUGCCACCAGCUUCCUCCGUUUGAGAAAAGAUGGAAUGUUGUGUCAUAGUUAUUUUUAUCAAUGACGAGGCCUGCAGAUUUUAAUAUCAUUUGAUGCCUGAAACAGAACCAGAGCAUCAGAAAAGUAGACAGAACAAGGAGCCAAUUGUCCAAUUCUAAACAGUUAUGUAGUAAAGUUUCUAUAUCAACUCCUCUUUCUCCCAAAGUAUUUUCCCCAUGCAAAUUCAGUUUCCAAAUUCUUGCUAAUCACCUUUCCAGUUUCUAAAGAUAGGAGUCCAUAAAGAUUAUAAACACUGGCCAUUUGGCCUUUUAUCUUGCAUAUAAAAUUACAUGAACAAUUAAGAUUGUGCACUUGAAAUAAAAAACCAAUAAUAAUGUUUAACUUUGAGUCAGUAACUGCUGCUACUCUUCAAUGAAGCAUUAGUAAUGUGUCCAUUUUGGAGCUUUCUGGUGUUGAGUUACCAAAGCAUCCAUACAUUUGAGACACAACAUUGAUUCUAGGGCUGCCGCUGACGUUUUGAAUGCAGGAGUUGGUUUUGAAUUGUACUGUUUCAGCCACUUUGAACUAAUAAUGAACUUUUACUUUGUUUGAAACUUGCUGAAAUGUAUUUUGAGACAAACUAUCUGCAGACCCAACUACUUUGAAGGUGAAUUGUCCUCUUGCCUUACCUUCACAUUUGCCUGAGGCAUUGAGAGAAGGUUGUUCUGUGGAUAUAGCUGGUUUCCAUUCAUGAGUGAGGUUCCUGAAAAACUAUAUGCUUCAGUUUUUUUCUGCUAUCACAUGGUUUGUUAACAGGUGUAUUAUAAAUUGGUCUACUUCCUAGUAUAUAUGCAGUGAAGAAAAAUAUGUCUUGUAGACCAGGGAUAGGGAAUCUCUGGCCUUCCAGAUGUUGUUGGACGCCAUCUGAUAUCAUCCCUGACCAUUCAUUGGCCAUGCUACCUGGGCUAGUGUGAGUUGGAAUCUAAUAACAUCUGGAGGGCCACAGCUUCCCCAUUACUAUUGUAGAUCCACAGAAUAGGGCACUGGGAAUCAGAUACUAAUAUUCCUAGCCUGAUAAAAAAAAUUAAGAAGAAUACAACCUAAUUUAUUGGCCAGAUUCUGAGUGCCUAUAUUGCUUCUGCAUUGCAUUUUGAUAGGCCGGUUAACUCCUCUGAAUAUUUUUCUGUAAUCACUAGCACAGAACUUAACAGUAACUUCAUUCCACAAAGCCCAUUGAAAUUAACAAAAAUUUUGGAGGAGCAAAUUCCCUAUGAAUUGUGUCCAAACAGCACGGUGGUUGUUUUUUUUCAAGCAAAGUUGUUUAAAGUUGGCAUUACACAACCUUUUUCAUUAUCACUCUCCUAUCUUUAAUGCUUUCCAGCCAGCAACUUAGGUCAAAUCAUAUCAGCCAAGAUGUCUUGUCCACUGACUUUUUGACUUGACAGUUGGAUUUUAGUAUUUCAUUUUGGGUUUACUUUUUUAAUCACAUGCACGCACACACACACACACACACACACACACACACACACACACACACAGAAGUUGGAUACAUUUGUAAGGAAAAUACUGCACUUUUGAGUUACCGAGCCCUUUUUAAAACUCAAUUCUCCAGACUCCCCAGUGAUCUGUAAAUGCUAAACAAGUGAAAACGUUUGCAAGCACUACAGCAGUAAGUUAUCAUUAGUUGCCAAAAUGUGAUAACUGGCUUUAGAGCUUGUGGGUUUGACAGCAGACUUUGUUGCUGUAUAUUUUAAUAAUAGUUAAGCCAUAUCAUCUAAAGGUUUUCUGUCUUGUUUUGAGAUGUGAAUUUGUUUUAUAGAUAAUAAAUAUACAUAUAUAGUGUAUGUAUAAAGCAAGAAUGCCUGUCCUUAACUGAUUAUUUUUUUGUACCAUAUUGUAAAUUAUAUUAUUUAUUCUUUACCAAUUUUUGGAAAAGGAAAAGGUGUUUGGGUUAUUUAAUAUAAUAUACAAAAGCUGUUAACUUCUUCUGUUUUCAAUUUUCAAUUCAACUUGUAAAGUUGUUUUUAUGAUUGUGCAUAAAUACAUACUAAUCCUUGGUCUAAGUCAUGUGUUUGCUGUCGUUUUUGCCCUAAGCACUGAUAGAUUUUCUUCUGACUGGGAAUAUGACUUGAACUGCUACCUCAGUGGAACAGGGGGGAAAUAAGUCCUCUAAGUAUUAUGUACUUAGAUCUGUGUAAUGGAGAACACCCAUCCUUAGAUUACAGACCCUUCAAGUUAUCCUACCUAUUUUUAUGUUUGGGGCUGAGCUCCAAUACUUACAUAGCCAAAAUGGCACCACCUAUGCACGGUAUAUUUGGAGGGUUCCCAAGGUUUGCAGAAGAACAAUAAGUCUUUUGGAGGAGAAAAAUUAUUGGGGGCUCCGCAAAAACAGCCUGAUGAGGACCAAGAAUGCACAGUGCCCACAGAAUGCUGAUUGAAGAGAAACCAAUAAAUGAGGGGAAAUAGAGCAUCCUGUACAAGGGGCCAUGGCUCGCUGAAGGGAAUCCUGAACAGGAGUUUCACUGAACACCAUUUUGUUACAAUUCAGUUUUAAAUUUUAUGGCACUCAAGGCUGGAUUAUUGACAACAGCAAGAAAUAUCUGCAGCUUGAGGAAAAAAGGGUGAUGGGGGAGCAUAUUGUAUAGUAUACGGUAAUCUGUGUUGCACAUCCAAACUGUUAGCAGUGCACUGUCAUCUACACUUGCAAUCAAAAUUAUUCAACCCCCAUUGCAAAUCAGGUUUAUUAUCAAACUUUACAGUCUUUCAGCUGUUUGCAAUGAGCAAAUCGUACAAAAGCAAUUUAAAUAGCUCAACAUAAUGGAUGCUUCAAGUGGUUUCCUCAAAUUCAGCUGAAAUUGCAACACAGACUUCUCCAGUCUCACUAUUAUUCAACCCCCUGAACAAAAUCUCACCCAAAAGCACAAAUGCAACAGGUGUUGUCUCAAGGGCUUCAUUGUUUGUAUCCGUUGUGUUGAGCUAUUUCAAUUGCUUUUGUUUGAUUUGCUAAUUGCAAACAGCUGAAAGUGUGUAGAUUUUGAUAAUAAACCUGAUUUGCAAUGGGGGUUGAAUAAUUUUUAUUGCAACUACCUUCCCUCAAAACCCCAUGGUUGCAUCUAAAGGCUUUACAAAGGACUGACAAAGGGCAUAAAUACUAUGGCUAACUGGUCCUAUGGAUAGUUUGAUUUGAAGUAUAUAACGAAGUUAGGUCCAUUAAUUUCAGUAGGUCUGCUCUGAAUUAAACUUAGUUGAAUACCUCCUUAUAUAUGGGGUGGUUUCUUGCAAGCCGCUUGAGUUUCAUACAAAGAAAAGCAAUGUAUACGUUUUAAAAUUCACAAAUAAAUGAAUCCUAAUAAAGUGAACCUCUUAAGAGUAACUUAGCCUGUAGCCUUUUCAAUUACACUCCGGCCCCAAGGAAGCAAAUGCUGAGAAGCUGACUAGGGUUCUUUAAACCUUAAAGGCCAUUGCCAUUUGCUGCCUUCUUCCAGACCAAUGAGCGCUGGAGAUAUAUGAAAUGGCAGUCUUCUUUGGUGAUCACUCGUAGCCAAGUAAGAUUGUCUUCCAUAAACACAGUUUUAACAAUGAGUCCGUAAGUGACUGUGGAGGCCAAUUCUGAACCCACACAUCCUUCCACAGUGGGGACAUUUGUUUCCGGGUGGGAGUUGAUCACAGCGUGGAUUUGCCAAGUGUGCCUUCCUUUUAACACGUUUCUCCCUUGCAUCCUGAGUUCAAGUGUCUUCAAAACCCAUGACACCUUUGGUAAAGGCUGUUCUCCAACUGGAGCACUCACAGGCAAGUGUUUCCCAAUUGUUGGUGUUUAUGCUACAUUUUUUUAGAUUUGCCUUGAGACAGUCUUUACGCUUCUUUUGUUGAUCACCAGCAUUACGCUUUCCAUUUUUAAGUUCGGUAUAGAGUAGUUGCUUUGGAAGAAGAUAAUCAGGCAUCCACACAACAUGACCAGUCCAACGAAGUUGAUGUUGAAGAAUCAUUGCUUCAACACUGGUGAUCUUUGCUUCUGGUAUUAGUUCGCCUGUCUAUCCAAGUGAUGUGUAACAAUUUUCGGAGACACCGUUGAUGGAAUCUUUUGAGGAGUUCGAGAUGGUGUUUAUAAGUGGUCCAUGUUUCACAAGAAUACAGUAAGGUUGGUAGUACAAUAGCUUUGUAAACAAGCAUUUUAGUUUCCUUGCUAAUGUCCCGGUCCUCAAAGACUCUGCACUUCAAUUCACUCCUAUCAAUGAGAGAGCUAAAAACUCCGCCCGCGCUUCAGGCAUCUUGCCCCUUCUUCCCGCUCCCAAACCCC
Molecule: messenger RNA, 46140 nt
Organism: Podarcis lilfordi (Lilford's wall lizard)
Lineage: Eukaryota; Metazoa; Chordata; Lepidosauria; Squamata; Lacertidae
Source: the annotation of a GenBank genome assembly